AUGAGCACAGUCGGGAAAGUAAGGAAAAUAGCCUAUUCACUUUUAAUGAAUGUUUUAAAGCUGCAACACUAAUUCCAGGCAUAAUUGUGAUCUAGAAACUAGCUCUAUUAGUCUAGUAUGAAUGUUAAAGAGUGAAAUGUUUGAAUAUGCCAAGUUUAUGGGUAGAGAGUCAAGGACACCAAGUCGAGAACAAAUAGUGGAAAUCAGUUAUCAUGUUGUUCUUUAUCUCCAGUGUUUGCUACAGGAGACAUCAAAAUCACAUACAUCUCAAAACUUGUUUGUAUCCAGCCAGUAGAGGGGAUUUAUUAUUUAGAUUAAUCACAGUAAUAUAUAUAGCAUCUACAGUAUGCUUCUAAACUUGCUGAAAUAGGAUUGAAACUGAAUAAUAAUAUUUCUCAGUUUCCUGACAUGGCUACAUGUACUAAGUGCGUAUUUGGCAAGAGUCUUGGAAUCACACAAGAAUAUGAGUAUUCAGAAACCAGUCCAGACAUUGCAGGGUUGAUUCACUUAACAGAGUAUGAAAAAACAAAGAUUUUAAUAGGGAGAUAUAUUUGCUGCUAUUUAUUUAAAUACAUCCCUGUACAGUGAUUUUAAUGACGAAAUGUAGUUCUUAUAGGAAAUAUUUAAUGGAAAUGUAAGUAUUUAAUGCUUCAGCUGUAUUCUUAUUAAGUAACUUCAUGAUAUGUAUUUUUCAGUUUCUUACAUAAUUUCUAUUUUCCUUUUUUACUCAAUUAUUUUGUAAUUUGUUGUGGUUUAUCUGUUGAUGCUAUUCAAAAUAUUUUUGUGGCAUGUUUAUCAUGAAGAACUCGUAUUCCUUUUUAACAGUCCCGUUAAUGCUGAAAAACACAUGUGGCAGCUUCCCGAAUCUUUGUAUCUUGCCAGCAAUAAUUCUAUCUACAGUGAAAGUUACUUUAGUUUAUUCAAAGCACAGUCAACUUUAAAUUGACUUAUCACCCCUUUGACCUUUCCUCUCUCUCCCCCCUUGUAGAAACAAAUAUAGUCUUGAGUGGGUUUUUUUUAUCUCCCUCAAAAGCUCAAAUUCCACCAGUAUAGAUAAGAGACCAUCCUUUUUUUCCAAUCUUUGGAAGAGGACAGUAAUCUGUCAAACCUGCUUUAUCCCAUAAAAAACGUAAUUAUAUUUUAUGAUAAACUGGAUCUUAUUUUUAACAAAAAUUCUCAACAUUAUAACAUUGUUAUAAUUAUGUUAAGUUAUAAUCAUAGUGAAUCUAUGCUUACAUCAAUCAUUAGUGUCUCUCAUAGUAAUAUCCACGCUCUAAUAAAGUGAUCCCACCCAACACCACAUCCUACACCCAACCUAACAUACCAUCAUGGCUCCCUCAGUCCACUUCAUUCCUAUUUUACCUGCUGACGCACCUCUAGAUACCUGUACUCCUCCAAAGUGGUAGUCACUCAUUAAAAAAACAUCCAAUGAUACAUAUAUUCUAGCUAACAUCUGGCUGAUUUAUGUUUUCCUUAUUUAAAAAUAAAUCUUCUCAGUUACAAGGGCUAGUAGUGGCUGAUCCACAGGGGCACCUAUAUAAAUGCUGGUGGUAUUUUACCAGUGGUAAAAUAGUGAAUUACUGACAAAGUUUCCCUUUGGAAAUGGUAUACUUGCAAAUUUCCAUUAUAAAUGGUAAGCAUACACCAUACAGUACUGCAGUGCUAUAAUUUCUCUCCCCUGGUUCUAGUAGAGAACAGACUGAUUCACUGGUAAUUAAUAAUGGCUAUUUGAAAAUGCUGUUUUGUGUAGAAUGCUGGUUUGUGUAGAAUUUAGGUCAUUUGUGACAUCUAUCCAAUCAGAGAGAUCUGUAGGCAUGCUCAGUAUGCCCAUAGAGGUGAUUUUUAAAAUGCCUGUUUAAUCUCUAGCAGGGCCAGUGUGUGUAAUAUAUUCACUUCAUGCAAUGUGUUAAACAAUGUUUGGUUUUAUUUGAUUUAGCAAAAAUCAUAAAAAAUAAAAAGUUUCAUGCACAUAACAAGAUUUGAAUCCAGGUAUGGUCACAAAAGACAAAGCCCUAGGCUACCUGAGAACAUCUAAAGUCACCAAGCUCAGUUCCACGAUCAGCACUGUCUACUAUAAAUGUGUCUAACAAUAGGAACACCCUGUACCUUCUAAUGGCUCUGGAGUCAGUUUCUGUGUUUGGAGUUCGGAACCCCACCAUCUUAAAAUUCAUCAGCUGCUACUGCUCAGUACUCAUCUUCUUUGACAUCUCUGUUUGUUUUGAUUAUGUUGAUAUUUGGCUAACCUCACUAUCACCGUCAUCAUCUACCCUCACCUGUCUCUCAUCCUGUCUUUCUUACAUUUCCUAGCUCUGUAAAUCUUCCGCCAAUAUGUAUACCUCAAAGCUACGUUAUUGGCACUCUUCUUUUCUCCCUCUAUGCCACCCUCUGUCUUAUUUAAUCUCUUCUCUCAGAUUCAGUAUCAAUUUAAUUAUGGUUUGCAUACACAAUUUAUUUACCUAUUCCUUCAUAUCUGGCCUCUCCCCCUUUCUUUUGACUAACUCUUUCUGAAUGUUUUCCAUAAAAACACCACCCACAACUGAAUUAUUAUUCUUAUCUUUGCAUCUCCAUCACAUUCCCUUAAUCCAACCCUACAUCUUCUGUCUUCCACAGCUCUAAAGUUAACUGUCAGCUUCGAUCUCUCCUCCCCUUUUUCAUAUAAAUUGCAAAAAAACAGAGAAUAUGAGAACUAUGAGAACAGACAAAAGCGUAGAAAAACAAAGUAGUUUGCCCCUCGUCAGAUCCCUGAUCAGUUCUCUAUACCAUGUGCAUAUCAGACUGAUCCCAUCCAUAACGGAUGACAAGGCCACCAUAUUGAAAUCAGAUAGUUAUACAUUUGUCCACCAGCCACUAGGAAAUAAAUUGCACAGAAUGUGUCAAAUAUGCUUUACUUGUUAUUUGUGUAAUACAAGGGAGCUUGGGUUAUUGGCACUGGAAGUACUCUAUUACCUUUACUUAAAAAUACCUAAUUAUCUACUAAUUUUCCACCAUUCUACCAUCAGCCAGCACUCUGUAUGGAUAAAGUAGCUAACCUCUGUAACAUGUAACCGGUUCGGAAUGUUAAAUUUUGAUGUCACUGAGUGAGACAAUCUGUAGUAUAAUAAAAUAAUGCCGAUAUACAGCAGAACAUAUGUUUAGUAGUAUAUUUUCUAUGACAGCUUCUUUUAGACACUUUAAUUUCAAGGUAUUAAACAUCCUCAAAGUCAACAUGUGUAUUCUCUAAUACUACAGUCACUAGGUUAAUAUACUCACUAUUAGCAAGAACAAAAUGGUUCAAUGCAUCAAAAUAGUGUGCUGCGGGGUACAGGUUAUUAUUAUUCUACUGGAUAAUUUUAUUCAGGAAUCUUUCAGUUUAAUAUGUGGCAAUAUGUCAAACAAAUACAAUAUAUAGUACAUAUGUGCAUAAAACUGGUAAACCUUUUUAUAUACUUGUUUGAAGGUGAAUGUUAGGUUGAAGUUAUAACUGACAUACUACCAUGGGUCAUGAAAAAUAAGCUGCGGUCUGUUAAUAUUUUAUGAAUAACCUUCAUUUACAUUGUGGCUCAGCCGUUAAAUGUAUGUUUUCCAAUGUUAUGUAACAUCAUCAGUGUUUAACUAAGCACAUAAAAUGUGAAAGGUUUUGGUCAUAGAUGUAUGCACAUAAAGACUUCACUGAUAUUGAAUUUAUACAUAGAGCUGUUUCAAUGGACACCUUGAUUUUAGACAAUGUUUUAAUUUUUAAUAUAUACUAUUCUAAGCUACAACAAUGGUAUCUUCUUUUUUUAUUUUCAUGUUUUGUUAAAUUAAUGCUGUUCAUUAUUAAUGUAUUACUUUGCUUUUAAAUACAUGUAGAACAAAACCUUAUAUAUACAGCAAGAUAUGAAACCCAACACAACGUUAAAGAGUUUAAUACCACGUCAUGCACAAUCAAAUAAAAAAGUAAAUAUAGCCAACUUUAAAGGAAAACUCCAAGCACUAUAACCACUACAGCUCAAUACAAACCAUUUAUUAUUGGUUUGACUUCUUACGUGGGAUCUACCGGGCGUCACUCUCUGCCUCCACUACUAAUGCCAGACAGCAGUAAUUUCCAAUAGCUCUACUAAACUAAGCCCUCUAAUUAUACAAUUUAAUGCCAACUGAGUUCAGUUAGGUAAAGGAUAGGGCAACUUAAAUUUUGCAAGGAGUAUAGAGUUUAAUGGGCCAAGUAGUGUAUUUUUUAAGCACUGAAUUCUCAAUGGAUGUGUGCAAGAACAGUUAGCAAAUAAGACAUCUUGUUUUCAAUAUUUGGCAGUGCUUUCACAGAAAAAUGCAAUGGGACAUAGCAACUGUGUGGGAGCUAACAAGACUACUGAUGCAGUCCAGAAGUAAAAAUAGUUAUGACUUUAAUUAUUAACCAUGCUAGUCCCAAGCAGGCACAGUUUGGCCCAGCCUGGCCAUUGGCGAUUGCCAUGGGCUAAGGCUGACAGGGGAGAUCAAAGUAUCUCCCCUUCCAGCCUUUGCAGGGAAACAAUUGCCCUAAGAGUGAGCUCUGUCCCUUCAAUGGCUGGAGAGGAGACUAGAAGACCCUAGUAGUUAUGAUGUCGGGAAUGCCUGGCAUCCCUCCAAUCUAAGCAGUCUAACUGUUGAUAAUGGUAAUAGUUUGACUUCAUACUUUUGGCUUAAUGGGCUCCAUUCCCCAUCUCUUUUAAGCCUGAGGUUAGAACUAGAAGCUCCUGCCAGGAGCAUUUUUUUUUAUUUUUUUUUAUUUCUCAUGAGCUAAGCCCUGAAGUACAUGACCAUCUCAUUGGAUGAGAACAUCAACUGAUUGCUCUAAGAAAAUGAACUAAGCCCUGCACAUCUGGGCUUAACUCAGAAAAUAUAGCUUCCAGCUGCAAGUGGUGGAGAAACCUAGGGAACCAGUACCAAAAGGUUUGACUACAGUACUUAUGUGGGGGGUGAGGUCACCAGGGUACUCCUGACAAUAUAACCACAUAAACACUGUAGUGGUUACGGUGUUUGAAGUGUUCCUUUUGUAAUUCUGCAUAUAUUUACAUUAAAAUUCUGUUAUAGUUUAUGAAUUGAGUUAUAUAUCAUGUCAUGCCAGCGCUACAUGUGUUAGUUAACAAGGACAUAUGAUGUGUAAAAGUACAUGUAGUUAAACGUUAUGCAGUUAAAAGUAGACCAAACACUCUUGGAAAGCAAUCUACAUAUUUUGUGCAGGAGAUCUACAGUAUUGUUAUAAAUACAUUGUGUUAGAAUGCAUACAUGAAAGGUCACAAAUAUGCAAACUGGUAUUGAGUAGCUAAUUCUACCGUUGCAAUUUAAUCUUGUAGUUUUCAUUUCACAGACAUGCAUUUAUCUUUCACAUUGAUCAGAUUCCUGCAUGGAUGUUAUAUGGUGCUUUAAUAGCAAGCACUUCAAGCUAAGACAAAUGUGCUUUAAUCAAUGCACAGUUUCAUCAACAUUGGAAGAACUAAUUUUAGAGUACUGAAGGGAGAUUUAUCAAGGAAAACACAGGUGCUAUGCAGGGGCAAAGUACCAAAUAAGAAGCAACCACUAUGAGAACCUAAAGACUAUCUUUCAAAGUAGCACUGUUUUGCCUUGAUAAAUUUCCCUCUGGUGUCAAAUCAAUCUUUUAUUUAAGAAGCAUGCAUUUUUAUUUAUUUAAAAAAAAAAAAAACAUGGCACAAAAACACUGCAUUUAAAAAAUAUAUAUAUAUAAAUCCCCAUUAUCACAUUUAAGGUAUACCACUGCCGGGCGCAAAAUCAAGGCUCCAAUAGACAAACAAUCCAAUGAGGGAGGCUGCUCUCCGGACUUAAAACUUCAAUUUAUUAUAAUGGAUUAAAAAUGACGAUCAACGUUUCGGUCCCCACUCGGGACCUUCUUCAGGGUCAAAACAAGUACAAUUGUCCUGUUGUACAUUACCCUGAAGAAGGUCCCGAGCGGGGACCGAAACGUUGGUCGUCAUUUUUAAUCCAUUAUAAUAAAUUGAAGUUUUAAGUCCAGAGAGCAUUGUGUUUGUGUGUGUGUGUGUGUGUGUAUAUAUAUAUAUAUAUAUAUAUAUAUAUAUAUAUAUAUAUAUAUAUAUAUAUAGUGUGUGUAUGUAUUUCAUGAGCUGAACUCAAAGAUCUAAGACUUUUUUUCUAUGUACAAAAAAGGCCUAUUUCUCUCAAAUAUUGUUCACAAAUCUGUCUAAAUGUGUGUUAGUGAGCACUUCUACUUUGCCGAGAUAAUCCAUCUACCUCACAUGUGUGGCAUAUCAAGACACUGAUUAGACAGCAUGAUUAUUGCACAGGUGUGCCUUAGACUGGCCACAAUAAAAGGCCACUCUAAAAUUUGCAGUUUUACUGUCUUGGGCGGGGGUGGGGGAGGGUCCGCUGGGGUGCGAAAACCAGUCAGUUUGUGGUAUGACCACCAUUUGCCUUGCGCAGUGCAACACAUCUCCUUCGCAUAGAGUUGAUCAGGUUGUCGAUUGUGACCUGUGGAAUGCUGGUCCACUCCUCUUCAAUGGCUGUGCAAAAUUGCUGGAUAUUGGCAGGACCUGGAACACGCUGUCGUAUACGCCAAUCCAGAGCAUCCCAAACAUGCUCAAUGGGUGACAUGUCCGAUGAGUAUGCUGGCCAUGCAAGUACUGGGAUGUUUUCAGAUUCCAGGAAUUGUGUACAGAUCCUUGCAACAUGGGGCCGUGCAUUAUCAUGCUGCAUCAUGAGGUGAUGGUCGUGGAUGAAUGGCACAACAAUGGGCCUCAGGAUCUCAUCACGGUAUCUCUGUGUCACGUAUUUAAUGCACACAUAAAAAUGUGGUUAAAAAGAAGGAUAGUGCGUAGGCGCUUCACUGUAAUUUUGACAAUUCUGUAUAUAGUAUAAAGUAUACAAUAGAUGGUGUAACCGGUACCCUAGUGCUUCCCUUAUACACCAGAUUUACACAAUACAAUAAAAAGAGACAAAUACCAGUAUAUACACCUCCCCAAUGUGAUCACAACAAAAAUAAGUGAUAUUACCAAUAUAGAACUGGACUGUAAUGUAAACAGCGUAGAACUUGAUUGGGGUAUAAACUAAAAUAGAAAAAACAUAAAAAACAUAGUGCAAACUGUAUGAUAAUAAAUAAGUAAUAAAUAGGUAUGUGACUCUCACUCACAUUCUCCAGAGCCGUACCAGGCUCUGUAUAGCAGGCUCAGGGGUGCCAAUAACUGGCUAACGAUCCAGGUGGUCCAAAUAGAUGAGACUCCAAAGGUUAAAUAUAAAAUAUAUUUAUUUAUAAAAAUAUAUAAAAAAGUGUAUACACUGCUGGGCACUAUGGGGGUGGAACCCAAAACAGACAAGAAUAUAUAUAAAACAAUAAUGGAAUUCCACUUACCCCUAUCUGUAUAGUAGCCCAGAGUGACAGAAAUACACAUAAAAUAACAAAUACAAAUGCAGAAGAUUGAAGCACGCUUUUUUAUAUAUUUUUAUAAAUAAAUAUAUUUUAUAUUUAACCUUUGGAGUCUCAUCUAUUUGGACCACCUGGAUCGUUAGCCAGUUAUUGGCACCCCUGAGCCUGCUAUACAGAGCCUGGUACGGCUCUGGAGAAUGUGAGUGAGAGUCACAUACCUAUUUAUUACUUAUUUAUUAUCAUACAGUUUGCACUAUGUUUUUUAUAUUUUUUCUAUUUUAGUUUAUACCCCAAUCAAGUUCUACGCUGUUUACAUUACAGUCCAGUUCUAUAUUGGUAAUAUCACUUAUUUUUGUUGUGAUCACAUUGGGGAGGUGUAUAUACUGGUAUUUGUCUCUUUUUAUUGUAUUGUAUAAAAAUGUGGUUAUUGGCAUUUACCGUCCUGACAGGAAAAGUUGUGCUGAGCAGCAUUACUGUCCUGACAGGAAAAAUUGUGCUGAGCAGCAAUCAUGCACAUGGAAACCUGGUAAUUGAUUUUGGGGACAAAGGCCGGUUACAGCCAAUCGGAUCCACAGGAGGGGUAUUUAAACCCAAUUCUCCUUUUGCUCAUUACACUGUUGUGGUUUCAUGCUGAUGGUAAUCCGAGAGUGCGUUCCUGAUCUUGAUUUUCUGGUAUUUGACUUUGGCUUCGUUUUGACUUCCCUGAAUUCUGGGAUCCUUGAUUUUUGGCUUUCCCUCAUCUUUGUGUCUGAUUCUGUGUACCUGACCUCAGCUAGUAUUUUGACUAUUCUUGGAUACGUUAAGUCCAGCCAUUCUAAGGUCUGGUUACACGUUAUACUUAGUCCUAGGUGUUCUGCAUGCUGGAUCAACUUGUAAUCCUGACACUCUGUGCAUUCAAAAUGCCAUCAAUAAAAUGCACCCAUGUUCCUUGUCCAUAACAUAUGCCUGCCCAUACCAUAACCAAACCGCCACCAUGGGCCCCUCAAUCCACAACGUUGACAUCAGCAAACCACUCACCCACAAGACGCCAAACAUGCAGUCUGACAUCUGUCCUGUACAGUGAAAACCGGGAUUCAUCCGUGAAGAGAACACCUCUCCAAAGUGCCAGAUGCCAUCGGAUGUGAGCAUUUGCCCACUCAAGUUGGUUACGAUGACGAACUGCAGUCAGGUCAAGACCCUGAUGAGGACGACCAGCAUGCAGAUGAGCUUCCCUGAGACAGUUUCUGACAGUUUCUACAGAAACUCUUUGGUUAUGCAAACCAAUUAUUGCAGCAGCUGUCCGGGUGGCUGGUCUCAGAUGAUCUUAGAGGUGAAGAUGCUGGAUGUGGAGGUCCUGGGCUGGUGUGGUUAUACAUGGUCUACGGUUGUGAGGCCGGUUGGAUGUGCUGCCAAAUUCCCUAAAACACCUUUGGAGACGGCUUAAAGUGGAGAAAUUAACAUUCAAUUCACGGGCAACAGCUCUGGUGAACAUUCCUGCAGUCAGCAUGCCAAUUACAUGCUCCCUCAAAACUUGCAACAUCUGUGGGCAUUGUGCUGUGUGAUAAAACUGCUCAUUUUAGAGUGGCCUUUUAUUGUGGUCAGCCUAAGGCACACCUUUGCAAUAAUCAUGCUGUCUAAUCAGCACCUUGAUAUGCCACACCUGUGAGGUAGAUGGAUUAUCUCGGCAAAGGAGAAGUGCUCACUAACAGAGAUUUUGACAGAUUUGUGAAUAAUAUUUGAGAGAAAUAGGCAUUUUGUGUACAUUGAAAAAGUCUUAGAUCUUUGAGUUCAGCUCAUGAAACAAGGGGGCAAAAACAAAAGUGUUGCAUGUAUAAUUUUGUUCAGUGUAUAUAUAAAUAUAAUAUAUACAAAUAAACCAUUUCAGCUAUCAAGGAGUACUCAAGUGUGCCAGAAUUCAUCUCAAUGUACACAUUUCAUUUCAAAGUUUUUCCUGCCUAUAAUUGUAAUGCACAGUACUUGUAUUUACAAUGUAAAUGAUCUUUUAACAGUCUCAUAUAUAAUAUAUAUUAACCAAGUUUGUUUCCAACAUAGAAAAGCUUGAGAAAAGCCAGUGUCUUCAAACAUCUAUUUUAUGCAUUAAAUCCACAGUAUGAAUAGUGAGUUAACACAGCAGUACCCACGUUUAUGCACAACAUUCCAAUUCAAAACAUUCCAGAUAUUCCAAUUCAGAAUCUAAGCAACUUUAAACAAAGUGUGUCAGAAACAAAUAUAACUACAUUUCAGUUUUACUGAGAAUCUACUCCUGACUGGAAAUGGUAAUGAUUAAAUGUGGCAGUGUUGAGAAAGAAAGUCACAAGACAAUCUCCAGAGCUUAGUCUACCAGACCAAAGUAUUUUGUUUGUAAAAGUUUCAUGUCUACAUUCAGCUUAUGCAAGUUAUUUAUUUGAAGUAAAACAAGACAGUGAAAUGAGCUAAUCCGGUGCUUUAGAACUAGCAGCUUAUUUUUCUGAAAUGUUCCAAAAAUCAGUGAUUUCCUAUGCAUUCAGGGUUACGUUAUCAUUUAUACAUGAUGCAUUCUAAAGUAUAACAAAUGUAAUUUGCAGGUUAUCAAAUGCAAGGCUGCAGUGGCUUGGGAAGCAGGCAAGCCUUUCUCAGUGGAGGAAGUGGAAGUUGCACCACCACGAGACCAUGAAGUCCGCAUCAAGGUGACCAUGAAUUAACUGUGAAAGUGACAAGUUAUAUAAUAAUAGUAUCAGUAUAUGUGUGACUGAACAAUUUAGACAUAGUCACCACAAAUGAAAUGUUAGCUCUGGGAUCCAAGAAUCAUUGAAUUGAAUUGAAUUAUUCAACAUGGGUGCAUAAUUCUAGACGCUGAGCCUUAGGAUUACCACUUGUUCAGUAUGUUACUGAUACAUAUGCUGGUAUGUUUUUCAUGCAACAAGGAAGAUGCAUGGCAGUAAUGUAUUAAGGAUUAGUCUGCUGGAGUCAGAGUGCACCUGCCAAAAAUUUAGCAAAGUUGAUGGAGCACUGGGUCCUCGCAGGGGAAUAGAUUUACCUCUGUCUGCACUUCUUAUUAUAGUUGUCUAGGAUGCAUUAUUCAUUUAGACAUUUUAUCCGCAUUAACUGCCUAAUAUUUACCCAUCAUGUCUUACUGGUUUUCAGAUUGUUGCCACAGGAGUCUGCCGUACUGAUGCCCAUGCUGUAAGCACCCAUUUUAAAGAGGGUCUUUUUCCAGUGAUCCUCGGCCACGAGGGAGCUGGUGUUGUGGAAAGUGUUGGACCAGGUGUCACCAAAGUAAAGCCAGGUAAUAUCCUAGAACACAAUACCUUUUAUGAUUACAAAGUAAUGCCUGUAGAGUCCUAUGCUCUGUUUCUGUAAGUGUUGUGUGUGAUUGAUGAGUGCUAUAUGUGGGUGGGGGGACUGAGUGUUGUAUGUGAGAGUGUUUGUAGCGGCUGAUUGUGUAUGUUGGAGGGAGAGGCUAAGUAUGUCUGAGUUUGCUUGUUGAGUGGUGUGUGUAGUGGUUAAAUUUGGUGUGUGGAGUCUGAGUGGUAUGUGUGCAUAGGGGAGACUGAGUUUGACUGAAUGUUGUGUGUAACGUUUCGUGUGAUGGGAUUUUUAAUCUUCCCUAGUCCUGCUUAGCUUUUGGAAGGAGGGGUGUAAUCCCUGGUGGUCCAGUAGAGGGUUAGCUGAGGAGCUGAAUCCCUGGUGGAUCGGUGAGGGAGCAUUGUGGUCUCACCUCUAUUGGGUAUAGAUCACUUUAAGAAUGAUUGAGUGAUACUAGAGGACUGUGAGAAAGUUCUGUACCCAAUAUAGGGGCAGUCCAUAAAGCACUCUUGUUGAAGUGAGGGGGCACAAUGCUAAACAGUGUAAUCUUUUGCUGUCUCAUGGAGGGCUCCCUCACAACCAGAGCUAAAUCUCCAGACCCAGAUAUGGGCCCACUAGGUAACCAUUGUGAUCUGCACUUUUAUCAGUUGAAAAUCACUUUAACAGCUCCCUCAGAGCGCUGACUGCGGCAUACAGAGUCAUUGAAAAGCACCAGAGGCCAUGAGGGAGUUCUUAAAGUGUUUUUCAUCCAAUACAGGUGCAUACAACAAAGAUUCCUCAAUGUUCUAAGAAGGCACAGGGAGCAUGAUGAUUUUUUGCUGUCUUGUUAAGGGCCCUCUUACAGUCUGUCUGAGCCUGGGCUUUAGGCAGCUGAAUAUGCCACUUUAUGCAUAAUCUGACUCUGAGAAACAGAACCUGAUUAAGAUUGCCCAGGGCCAUAAGCAGAAUGUACAGUUUGGCUUCAUUCAAGAGCCCUGGGCUCUGUUAUGUGAAUGGAGGAGUCUAAGUGGUGUGUGUAUGUACAUGUGUGAAUUGGCUGAGUGUCUGUGUGUGUAAAGAAGACGGAGUGUGGCUGUGUUUAAAGAAGGCUAAGUGUUGUAUGUGUAAGGAAAACGCUGAAUGUCCUGUGUGUGGUGGUUGGGUUUUGUGCGAGUGGUUGCUGAUUGUGGCUAAAUUUUCUGUGUGGAGGAGUGUGGCUGAGUAUUGUUUGUGGGAGGGAGAAGGUGCUUUGUGUGUUAGAGGAGAAGGCUUAGUAUGUGAGAGGGGACCCUCCCAACACACCUUCACUUUUUUAAAUUUGCCUCUCCUGCUAACCUUUUGACAAGAAUGGAGUGUUAUCCCUGUUGGUUCAGUGUAUGGCACAGUAGAGGAGCUGUAUCCAUGGUGGUAUGGUGGUAUGGUGGGGGAGCAUUGUGGUUGUCACCUCUACUAGGUGCAGGUCACUUUAAAAGUUCCAUUGCAAACUGCAAAUUCAUUGUGUAUUGUGUCUUCUAGGUGACAAAGUCAUUCCUCUCUAUAUCCCCCAAUGUGGUGAAUGUAAGUUCUGUUUGAAUCCCAAAACCAACCUUUGCCAAAAAAUCAGGUAAGAUCAGUCUGUCUGACCAUUUGUCUACUUAUUUAUCUCGCUAGCUUGCUUUCUAUUUAGCAGCAUUAUUGAUGGUUAGGUAGAUACACAUUAUAUUUACAUAUAAUGAGGUGCAGUCGGGCUGUAAUUUCUCUGCACCUAGUGAAAAUUAGAUGUGCCAUGCAAACAUUUAAAGGCAUGUGAUGGAGGGGGCAAAUGGUAGCACCCAUUUUGCCUUAUCGGGGCCCUGACAGUGUGGCAUAAGUGCAGAUGACAGCUGGCCUGUUGACUCUACACGAGUCGGGGGGGGGGGUUACAUGGACUGGCAGAUCCCUGAGAGCCCACUGUACUGUGGAGUUCCCAGUGGGGGGAUGUUGACUAGCAUGGGGGAGCAGUGGGUGGCCUCCACCCCAGGUGGUCUGUCGGCAGUAUUGAAUGCAUGGUCUCAGACAUAUUGUGUUGUCCCUUUUUCUGCUUUGGGGUUAGGGGAGAGGAUGGGGAGCUGUAAGACAACCAUAUGUACAGUUGUAAUCAAAAUUAUUCAAGCCCCAAUGAAAAUCAGGAUUUUUGUCAAAAUAUAAAGACUUUCAGCUGUUUGCAAUGAACAAAUGAAACAAAAGCAAUCGAAAUAGCUCAAUACAAUGAAUGCUUCAAGUGGUUUCCCCAAAUUCAAUGGAAAAUGCAACUUAUAAUAACUUCUCCACUCUCAAAAUUAUUCAACAUUCUGAAUAGAAUCCCUCAAAACAGCACAAAUAUAAAAAAACAGGUGUUGUCUCAAGCAAACCUGAUGCAACUAAUCAAGGGCUUUAUUAGUUGCACCAUUUGUGCUUGAGCUGGAACACUUGAAAUACCUGAACUGGCUACAGGUUUGUUGAGUGUUACGUUUGACUGCAUGUUAGAAAUAUGGCCGCAAAGUUUAGAGAAGAGAUCAUUGCUCUUCCCAAAUAAAGAACACAGUGCAAAUAAUAGCAAAGGCACUGAAUAUUCUAGAGACAAUGUUGGAAGCAUAGUUCGCAAGUUCAAAGUUGAAGGAACAGUGGUUCCACUACCUGGACGGGGCAGAAAAAAGAAGCUAUCAAUUACCGCAACCAGAUUUCUGAGAAGGCAGGUUCUGAAAAACCUUUGAGUGACUUCAAAAGACCUGCAUCAAGACUUGGUGGCAACAGGCACUGAGGUUUCAGUGAGCACAGUAAGACCAGUAUUAAACGCAGAAGGUUUCCAUGCCAGAACUCCAAGACAUACACAACUACUGAGCCUAAAUCACAAGAAAAGUCAGAUCCAAUAUGCUCAAAAUUAUAUAAAUAGGGAGGCGGGGCCUGUGCAUCAUGGCAGUUGGUCACAUUUCCAGUGAGCCCCUCACCUAGCUCCUAGAUCCUAGAAUUAGUCUACUGGUGUCUGAUUGGCUCAAAUCUUACCUUAUUUGUAGACCUUGGCCUGUUACCCCAUGAGGCUGGUAUGCUCUGACAAAUCGAGUGAGGCCUAAUGGAAUUGCUAGACCUGUGUGUCUGUCCACUCCAACAUUGCAUAGUACUCUACCCUCACACAGGCCACAACGUUGCCCCAUUUCCACCUCUCUGGACCAGUAGAGGUUUUCCCGGGCCCCACUGGCUUCUAUCACAUACCUGUGCUGAUUUCUGCAAAGUGCUGAAACUGACCCUCCGAACACAGUGACUUACACUAACAUGGCAGACUCGCCUUCCACUGCUGAGUAAGCUACUACACAGCUCUACGCUGGCUCUGUGGAGCGGUCUUUACAACAGCUUCUCUGUGGUUACGGAGCAAUGUAUGGCAACCAGAGCGCAUUUCUAAAGGAGAAAUGGAGGGGCGAGGGCCGGGGGUUGAGUGGGCCUUCUGCGGGCAUUGCCUUCCUACAUAGAUCAGACAACCCGCUGAGGUUGAGGGCCAACAGGGGCUCAACCCUGAAGCAUACUCCACACAGACGGGUAGCGAACCGCAACCAAUGGUGACAGACCAUCAGGACCUUCAGUUAUCCAUCGCUCUAAGGUGGACUUGGACUUUCGAAGUAUCCGAGUUCUUGGCAUGUGGAUGCUGGCCCUCAUACAGGCCUGGGGCUGGAAGGUGGCCUUAUCUCACUCAGAAAUGCCGUUGUCUUCAAGGACUUCCUUGUUAUUACCACAGGUUCACCCUGCCUAGGAAUAGGCUGAUCAUGGACUUACUAUUAUGAGUAACCCUACGUGCUGAACUCUGCCCUUCAUUAGAAACCAUGUUGCCCCUCUCUAACUUCUCUCAGCUUGUUUUUGCAGACCAGUAUGGUAUUUGCUUUUGUUUUCUCUCUUUUCUUUUUCGUUUAUUCUUUUACUCAUGUGUUCUUCUAUUUGUGUGUUAAUGAGACAAGCUCCAGCGGCUAAUUUAGCAUGGUAGUCUAGUUUGAUUACUCGUGAGCAUUUUGCCUUUAAUCACUUACAGCCCAAGCUGACACUGCUUUUGAUCUACACAAAACUUUGCUGCUCAAGUAGUUCAGUUACAGCACUGGGUUUCUCUAGCCUGUUUAAGUUUUGUUCUAGUGUUAACUACUAACAAUUGUUAAUUUUAAAAAUGAGGCUGAUUUACUCCGGAGUACAUUUUAUACAGCAUUAUUACUGCAUACAUGAUGUAUGUUUACCUGCCAUGACUCAAUUCUGUACCAUUUUCUUUAUUGCCUCAAAUAAAAGAAAGAUUGACAAAAAAAAUUUAAUAAAUAAGCCACAGAAGUGUGUCUGGAGGAAGAAGAAUGAAACAUAUGCUGAAAAGAACACUCUGCCUACAGUUAAGCAUUGUGUUGGCUCGGUGAUUCUCUGGGGCUGCUUUGCAUGGUCUGGCACUGGAAAUCUGCAGCUUGUGGAAGGCAAGAUCGAUUCGUUGAUGUAUCAGGAAAUCUUACGAGAAAACGUCAUGCCAUCUGUAAAGAAGCUGAAGCAUGGGCGUCAUUGGACCAUCCAACAAUGAUCCCAAGCAUACCUCAAAUUCCACCAAAGCUUGGUUGCUGAAGAAAUCCUGGAGAAUUCUACAGUGGCCAUAACAUAAUUGGUUGGAUUUAAAGCAGGCGGUUGCAGCACGCAACCCAAGAUUAUUACUGAACUGGAGUUCAUUGCUCAUGAGCAAUGGGCUAAGAUUCCUUAAGGAACACUACCAGAAGCUGGUGUCUGGCUAUGCAUCUUGUUUGCAGCAGGUCAUAACAGCAAAAUGGUGCUUUACUAAUUACUAAAGAUGCUUGCCAUGAAGUGGUUGAAUCAUUUUGAGUCAUUAUAAGUUGCAUUUUCAGUUGAAUGUGGGGAAACCACUUGAAGCAUUUGUUGUGUUGAGCUAUUUCAAUUGCUUUUGUUUGAUUUGUUCAUUGCAAACAGCUGAAAGUUUGUAAAUUUUGACAGUAAACCUGAUUUUCAAUUGAAUUCGACCUUUGCUUCUCUGCAAAACCUCACAUUUCCAGGCUAUGCAGAAGGAGAAAAGAGUUUUAUUGUUCUGUAGACAUAUAAUAAACCAUGGGGCAAAAGGCUGUGUAGUCUAUAAAUACCACCAGAGUCCUAAGAUUGAAUUACGUUCUCAUAAUACACGUCACUAAUAUGUAUCUUUUAUAGAACAUGAUGUUUGAAAAUUAGGGUUUGUAUUUGUCAGAGGGAUUGCAUUGCAAAAAAACAGGGGCUUCUGCCCAAGAGUAAUUUGCGACAGGACAAGUAUUUCCCAGAUCUUACUGAGAUUAGGGCCCCUGAACUGCUCAGAGGAGAAGCAUGUAUUAUAUCCCAUAAAUAUUUGCACAGAUGACUAUUCAUAUUGUAUCGUAUUCCAAAAUAUCAAAUGCCUGGUGAAGUGGGCAGAUAAUGAUAUAUUCUGCAUUAUGACUUGGUAUUAUAAAAUAUACGUGCAUUGUGGUAUGUGGUGGAACCUAGCAAAUCAAUGAUACAGUGCAACUAUAAUACUAAGCUUUUUUUCUUCUAUUUAUAUUAAGUACUUUGUCAUGUUUACUUAGUAGUAAUCAGCCAGACUGGAACGUGUAUAGAAAAUUGUAACACUGCAUACUUGACUUUAGGUUUCAAACCUAUGUGUGAAAAAGAAAAUUAGAAAUAUAGUUUGAUGAUUGUAAUAUUGCAAAUAUUCUUUUGUACUUUCAACAGCAAAAUUAAGACUGCCAUUUCUGAUCAAGACCUAAUGGCUGACAAUACAAGCAGGUUUACCUGCAAGGGAAAGCAAAUAUACCACUUCAUGGGCACCAGUACCUUCUCUGAAUACACCGUCUGUGCUGAAACUUCUGUUGCCAAAAUUGAUGAUGCAGCUCCACUUGAUAAAGUUUGCCUGAUUGGCUGUGGAUUCUCUACUGGGUAUGGUGCAGCUAUUAACACUGCCAAGGUACUACCGUAUGAAUCAUCCAUUGUACAGUGAUACAGAAAUGUGAGUUGUGAAUUGAGAAAGAUACAGAAGAGGUGUUUAGAAACAUAUGUUGUGGAACAAAACUCUAAAAGUGGAGCGAUUUAUUAUGGACACCAAGACAAAGUACUUGUUGAUUGUUCCAUGUGUAGAAUUCUGCACCAUAUGAGCAGUAUAAAGUGAACUUAUUAGAAAUGGUACGUAUGUAUUUAACUGAGUCACUUGAAAAUUAGCAACCCGCCCAAACACAUUAAAAUACUUACAGCCACAAAUAAACUUUAUCUAAUUUGCUCCUAUAAAGCUCCCUGUGUUUAAAUAUUUUUUUAUUUCUUUCCUGAGCACUCAGUUUUCAUUAAAUACAUACAGAAAAGUUGAGAUGAUGUUUCCUUAUGUAUAGCUGUAAAGUUGACAGACCUUCACAAUCAGAUUUGACAAGUUGUCAAUUUGCCAAAUCAGAUUUACCCACAAUCCAUACAUUAAAAGAAUCACACAGAAGGGCAAACUGCAAAAUUUAUGGUAGAACAAAAUGGCUGCGUCCAGAUAUUAAUAUUAGGAAGAGAAGAUUAUAAAUGAAAUAAAAGUAGUAAGGGAUGAAUUAUAAUCAUUGAAGUACACUGUGUGCAAACAGCUAAAUUUAUGGUAGAACAAAAUGGCUGCGUCCAGAUAUUAAUAUUAGGCACAGGGAAGAGAAAAUUAUAAAGGAAAGAAAAGUAGUAAGGGAUGAAUUGUAAUAAUUGACGUACACUGUAGGUCCACCCAGACCACUACAUCCUCUGUCUGUUCAAAUUAAACAAUUGCCCUUCUGCAGGAAUAUCAAUGUUUACAUUGAUUGAUGCAGUGUGUUGUUUUUGUCAUGUAUGUGCGCUAGCCUCCCAAGGAAAACCAAAAGAAAAAACAUCACAGGAUCACUUUAAUGUUAGAAUCUUAUCUCUAUAACUAUUGCGCAGUAGACCAAUUAGGUGCACCUAUGUUGUAUGUUACCUGGCACAAUGUCACAAUCUUGAAGGCAUUAACACUAUGCAAUUUACAAUGUAUGUCAGUAGUUUCUAGCUUUUACGGAUAGCAUGGUUCUUGUUUGAUAUCAAUCGGAAGUAUUCUAGAAUUUUAAUUUGGGCAAAAACCUUGCAAAUACAUAGGUUACAUAGUUACAUAGGCAGAAUAGAGACAUGUCCAUCACAUUCAGCCUUCCUCACAUUUAUUUUUUGCUGUUGAUCCAAAAGAAGGCAAACAAACAGUUUGAAGCACUUCCAAUUUUGCAACAAACCAGGAAAAAAAUUCCCUCUUGACCCCAGAAUGGCAGUUAGAUUUAUCCUUGGCUCAAGAAGCUAUUACCCUACAUUGAACAAUUAUAUCCUUGAAUAUUCUGUUUUUGCAAGUAUGCAUCUAGUUGCUGUUUAAACAGCUGUACGGACUCUGAUAAAACCACUUCUUCAGGCAGAGAAUUCCAUAUGCUUAUUGUUCUUACGGUAAAAAAACAUUUCCUUUGCCUUAGACUAAAUCUUCUUUCUUCUAGUCUAAACGCAUGACCUCGUGUCCUAUGUAAAGUCUAGUUUGUGAAUAGAUUUCCACACAAUGGUUUGUAUUGGACCCGGAUAAAUUUGUAUAAUGUCAUCAUAUCCCCUUUUGCAACAUUUUUCUAAACUAAAGAGGUUUAAAUUUGUCAACAAUUAGGUGAGAAUAAAUUAGUUCUACGUCUUCUUGUUUUGCAAUUCAUAUUUAAUGGAACACUUCUAAAUAUGGUCUUUUACAGAAGAGCAUUAUUUAAUAUUAUAUAACCUUCACCAAGGGCAUAAGAAUUCAAGUUUAUUAUGUGUGGUUAAAGAUGUCUACGUUGUAUAUUAAGAGUGCUAAAAUAUCUUACACUAUUAUUAAAUUAAAAUAUAGAGGUAUCCAGAAAGUAGAUGGAAAGAUCUGCAUAACAAAAUAAUUCUUAAUAGCAAACAUACAACAUAAAAGUGAUAAAGUACAGUUGUUAAUACAGCAACUGUGUCUUACUUUCGUAUUUCUCCAGGUAGAGGCAGGUUCAACAUGUGCUGUGUUUGGUUUGGGAGGAGUUGGGCUCUCGGCUGUCAUGGGCUGUAAAGCAGCAGGAGCCACUCGGAUCAUCGGCAUUGACAUUAACAAGGAUAAGUUCCCUAAAGCCCUAGAGCUAGGAGCCACCGAAUGCAUCAACUCAAAAGAUUACGAUAAGCCCAUCCAACAGGUCAUAAGUGAAAUGACUGGUGGUGGUGUGGAUUUCUCCAUUGAGUGUAUUGGAAUUAUCGAAGUCAUGGUAGGUUGUUUUAUAGACUUAAAUAUUUCACUUCUAGGGUUUUAUUUUAUUUUUUUGUCUCUUGUUUUACUUCUAUCUAUCUAUCUUUGUAUUUAAUUACCUAUAGUCAUCCACCUGCCAGCUUUAAUUACGUUAAAAAAUAUACUCUCUAAUGAUAACGUAUUAUGAGAGUAGAGUACUUUAAUGUUAUAGUCAAAAAUUUUGCUCCUAUAUCCCAGGAGUCAUUAAUUUGGAUAUGAGAUUACCGGUAAUAGAUAUAUGUGGCUUGAAAUUAAACUAAUUAUUAUGUUAAUGGAAUUACAUAUGUUUCAUUCGUUUGUACAUUCAUUUGUACAUACAUACAUAAUUUAACUUUAUUCUGUGUUUCAAAUGCUCAAACUUAAAAAGUGAGGUUUUUAUUUUUUCACAUGCAGUUUUUUGUAUUGAUUGAUUUAUUUAUUUAUUUAUUUGUAUCUAGAAAGCUGCCCUUGAGUGCACCACAGUGGGCUGGGGUACGUGUGCAAUUGUAGGAGUCUCAUUAGCGGAAGGAGGAGUCCCUGUUGAUCCAUUCCAGUUGAUAAUGGGUCGGACCUUGAAAGCUACCUUCUUUGGAGGUAAAUCAUUUAAACAAUAUAACUAUUAAAAUAUGCGCAGUGCUAUUAGUUCAGAUGUUUAUCAGGAAGCAUUAUUUUGCCACUUGUGCUUAGUUAGUUCAAUAAAUAAACAUUAUUUUAGAAUCAAAAGCUCUAGAACAGUGCACUAUAAUAAAAUAUUAUUAAUAAUAAUAAUAAUAAUGUAUGUUUGAUUUAAACCCAUGUCUCUUUAUUUAUUUUAUUUGUCUAGGUUGGAAGAGUGUGGAUAGUGUCCCAAAGCUCGUUUCUGACUAUUUGUCAAAGAAAUUUGAUCUGGAUGCAUUGGUUACAUUUACACUACCAUUUGACAAAAUUAAUGAAGCUUUUGAUCUAAUGCGUGAGGGCAAGAGGUGAGCAUAUGCACAUACCUUUUACUUUGGCCAUACUAAACCAUCAGUUGUGAAAAAUAGACAAUGAAACUGCAAGUUUUAGGGAAAAAUAGUCAAGUUAGUCACUUAGUCACAAACACUGGCCAAAUAUUAGUUUUUUGCUUUUUUCACACAAAAACAAAUAUGAACGCUAACUUUGGCCAGUGUUUGUGACUAAGUGGCUACUAAAAAAGACUAAACAUACCCCACUUUCAAUACCUUGGGUUGUCUACUUUUUCAAAUGGUAUGCCAUUAUGGGGGUAAUUCUCAUUCCUGGGCUACCACACCGUCUCAAAGGUAACAUUACUAAUCUGGCAAAUUUCAAUUUGAAAAUGGAAUGUUCUAUAUUUGACACUGUAACUUUCCAAAACACCAUAAAACCUGUUAAUGGGGGGUACUGUUGUACUCGUGAGACAUCGUUGAUUACAAAUAUGUGCAUUUUUUUGCAGUAAAACCUAACAGUAUUAUGACAUUCACAGCUAAAAUGUCAGACGGAAAUACAAUUUUAAAAAUAAAUCUUAUUUUCUCACAUUUUUUAAAAUUUUAUUCAUAAUAAAUUAUGUUCCAUAUAUGAAUAGUUAAUGAUAAAUUAAAGCCCUGUUUCUCCUGAACAAAAUGAUAUAUAAUAAGUGUGGGUGCACUUAAAGGACCACUCUAGGCACACAGACCACUUCAGCUUAAUGAAGUGGUCUGGGUGCCAGGUCCAGUUAGGGUUAACCCAUUUUUUUAUAAACAUAGCAGUUUCAGAAAAACUGCUAUGUUUAUAAAUGGGUUAAGCCUUCCUCCAAAGCCUCUCAUUGACAGCCGCUAGAGGCGCUUGCGUGCUUCUCACUGUGAAAAUCACAGUGAGAGCACGCAAGCGUCCAUAGGAAAGCAGCUCUUGCCGCGCGUGCACAUUCAGCCGAAUGGGCGGAGAGGAGGAGGAUCGGAAGAGGAGAGCUCCCCGCCCAGAGCUGGAAAAAGGUACGUUUUUACCCCUUUCCCCUUUCCAGAGCUGGGCGGGAGGGGGUCCCUGAGUAUGUUUUCCUGGCACUAUAGUGGUCCUUUAAUGUGACAGCGGUGAAUUACGGUUGAACAGACAUAUAGCGCAAAUUCCAGUUUUUGUUUACGUUUUGUUUUGAUCAGAACGUGCACUACUGACUCCGUCCUGAAGGGGUUAAACAUAUGAGAAGAAUUUUAGUAUAGCUUUACGGCUUCAGCAAAUUAUAUGUGUUGAUUUUGUCUUGCUUAUGUACAAUUAGUAUGUGUACAUUUUGGGCAAGGUCUAGAUAUGCAUUUGCAACAGCAAUAUCGCAUGUACAGCUGAAAUGGAGGUGAUCUGUCCACCUAAACUAAAAAGAGAGUUUAAAGGUUCUAAAUAAAAAAGUUGGCAAGCCUAUAGGGCCCCUAUGCUCGUGGCAUGCCCAAGUGUUAAGACAGCCCUGGGAACGGGGAAGGAAGAGAUCAAUAGACCACAAAACAUGCAAGUAACAAAUACACAGAAACAAUAGGGGUAUAACAGACACAGAGAGAAUAGGGGUAUGCAGCAAUACAAACACAAACCAGAAAAAGAGCAAAUAAUAAAAGUACAUGCAAUUCUAUCCACAGCCAGAAUUAAGAUAAUUAUCAAAGAGAUCAUCAUCAAAGAAAUAGGAGUGGCUUAGGGUCACAUGUGAAUAUAUAAGCUGUGAGAUGAUGUGAUUGGCUACUACUAUCAAUAUACAUGGUUGACCCUUUCUGUGUUUCUUCUCAUAGUUUAGAUAUGUUUUCUCUUUGCUGCUGAGGAAAUAAAAUAAAUUAUAUUUGCCUUUGUAUCUUCUAAUAAAAUUACACGUUUAUCACAUACAGUGGGUAUGACAUAAACAGAUAAAAAUGGUCAUGUACACUACUAAUGGAUAUUCGUUUGCACCCUGAUGGCACUGUUAGCAAAAAGAAUUUGCAAAGAAUUUAAUAGUAAUGUUUGUAUUUGAGCAAGAAGCAGUAUAACAGCAUGUAUUUAUUUUUAUAUUAUUCUAAGAGGCACAUGAGCCCUCCUGACCUUUUGAGGCCUCCCUGGGGACUCUUUCUCCAACAGCCAGCCACCUCAACAUUGAAGAUCUAGAUUCCAGCCACAGUGUGUUGUGUGGGAGAUGGAGAGAGGACAUAUCAUAUGACACUGUCAUGUCUGCCACCUCUCCACACAGGACACUCUUCCACUGUGUGCAGGAACUUCAGAGAUGAAGUGGCUGGUUGGAGAAGAAAGAUAGUACAGGCAUGGAUCUGCUAUUGACAGCUAGGCACACAACAUGAAGGAAAGAUAAUUGGGGCUGAUUCCGGGUAGACGCAAGGGGAGAGAAAUUAAAAAAAAAAAAACGGGGUGAGGCUGAGUUAUAUACAUAUUGAAUCGCAUUUCAAAACAAAUGAAUUGAUCUCACUGAAAUAUUUCCAACAUUUGUUUUUUUUCUCCUCUAGUAUUCGAACUGUGUUGGUGUUUUAAGUGCACCCAACUUGGAAUCAUGGAUUGAUCUUUUGGUCCUGAAAUGGAAUCUGCCUCUCACAGCAAAAGCUUGCAAGCAGAAGAUAUAUACUAUAGCAUUUUCUGUUAUCUAUACCCUUCCAGUUAUAGGAAUUGAACCGUGUAUUUGUAGCCCACGUGCCUCUAUAGAAUAAAUGUGCACUCUGUAUUAAAUGUUACUCUAGUACACCCUGGUGGACAGAACAGAAAAUGUUACCUAGAUACAUCUAAAUGGUACCACCAUAGUAGUCACUUUUGCUAUUCCACUGACUGUGAACUAAUUGUAAACUCAUUGUAAACGUUCUAACAGCUACCACUGUAAGAGUUAUCUGCAUGACAUUUUAUGGUACAAUAAAUAUAUAAAUAAGUUUCUGUGCAGCAAUAUUUUAUGUAUACAAAACAAAAUGUCUGUCUCUGGUUUCACUCGGAUUUCUCAGCACACAAACUAUUUGUGAAAUCUCUCCAUCCCAUUGCACAUUAUUAAAGAAAAGUAUUCAGAACAUAAAACAGACUAUUGUUAGACUAAUACAGACUGGACAUACCCCCAAUUUGAAUACACUGGGUUGUCUAUUUUCACAAAUGGUAUGCCAUGCUGGGGUUAAUUUUCAUUCUUGGACUUCCAUACAGUUCCAAAGGCAACAUAGGUCCAGCAAACCAGUCUCUGAAUUGCCAUAUAUUUGAUCAUUUGAACAAUUCUACCCCUUUGCAUAUUGAAGCAUAGUAUAGAAUGUGAAAUUUGGUGUGGUGAUAGAGUUGUUAAUGUAAUCUAAUCAUUUCAUGAGUGGUUGAUUAUUUUGAGCUCUAAUCAGAAAAUAAAACAAAAUACACCCAUAAAAUAUACAUUUAUUUUUAGUUACAUUAAUCACCUUUAUGAUUGCAAUGCACAUUGUGUGCAUUAAUGGCUGAGACGGUUUUUGAAUUUAAUUUAGUGCAUCCACACAGUAUUGAUAUUUACGUAACCAUUUGAAGGCUUUGUUACUGAGCUGUGUCUGGGCUCAGUGCGGAAGAGAAUUUAGCCUAUUUUUGUGUAGUACAUAACAUUGUUAUUUCUUUUCGGUAACCUUACAAAUCAUAUAUUGCAUUUAUUCAGCAAAAGUUGCCCAUUUGACAUAUAUAGUAUCGUCUAUUUUUGGAUAAUCUCCUGUAAGCAUUCACGGGGGGGCGUGGCUGACUAAGAAGCUGUUUGGACAAGUGUUAAUUUUAGCAGCAAAUUUCAAUGUAGUUUUAGUCAGUCUUUUGACUAAAAAGCCAUUUUAGUUUUAGAUAACAAAAUACGGAGGCAGCACUCCUAAAAAUGGGAAAUUCUCUCCAAAAACCCUUAUAACAAUAGAAAAAAUAAAAAAAGGGAAAGGAUGAGUAAGAUAGGAUAUUAUACAAAAUAAAAUACUUAAAAAAACGCAAUUGAUAAUAAAACAGGUACCCAAAGGGCAAUUAGCAGCAGUCCCAAAAAUAAAAGUCUUUAGGGCGAAUGAGGAUUCUUAAUGGUAUCUUCCAAGAUACCAUUAUCUUGGUAUCUUCCUGAUAUCAGGUUCUCUGUCGAGAAGCCUGCACCGCUGAGGCUGGCCAAGAGACCUCGAAGGACUCACAAGAGGAGGGGGAAUCCCUUACCUUGUCACGAUCUGGCGAAGUAUAAGACAGAUCUAAACCAGAUGAAGAUUCAUCCCCAUCCACAAAAAGGGGAUAUGCAGUGGCUGUUAGUAGACGUGAGAUAGAUCUGGAAAGCUGACCUCCAAGAGACCCAAGCAGAGUUGGGGAUCUUCCAACAGAAGGUGUAGAAAAAAAAAGGAGACCACAAGGGAUUGCCAAAUCCAAGAAACCAAACACUAGUUGGGAAGCCUGGUCAAGCAGACACAGCACAUGCAUAAAAUGGGCAAGCAGGCCCAACACAUGCAUAAAAUGGUGUCCAUGCUUGAAAACACAGCCGCCCACAGCCGCCAAAAAAUCAGUCUGAGGGGAGAAAAAUAGCAAGAGAGGUGAGAACGGACUAAGAAAAUACAUGUAAUUAAGUGUGUUUUCAUUCCUUGACUAACCUGAAAUUUCUGUUUGCCGCUUCAUACCCAUGUAUGAUGUUUUCUCUAUUUGUCUAUUUACAUAACUUAUAAUUCAUAUAAUGAUGCAGUUGUGUACAAUAUGCACAAACGUUAAAGAUAAACAUUUUUUUUUUUAAAUGGACGUAUCAAUAAAAUACAUAUCAAAUAACAGUGUAUUAAUGUACUUUUCCUGCAUUGUUUUUUCAAUGGGAGUUGGUUCACAUUCCUAAAGUUUUAACAAAUAGGAUUACUUCAUUUUAUCCAUAUUGGAUAAAAACAUAAAAACAUGAACAAUUGAUAAAGUGGUGACAAAAGAGUAUUUCUUUCUUUGCUUUGCUUCAUUCUUCUUUUCAUCUGCAAAGUAAAAAAAGAAUAAAUGUAUCCAGUUAUUGCUAAUAAAUUGAAGAACUUCACAAAAUAACAUUCUAAGAGUAUAAACUUAGAAGAACAAUCUAUGCUCUAGUAGUGGCUAUCAUGCCAGGGGUGACCUUGUGCUGUCCAACAGUAAAAUGUCAAACUGUAUUAGCACAGUUUGCCCACAUAUGUAGGUCAUGCCGAGCACCCAUGGUACAUCCACUGUCUUCAGUGUUCUCAGGCAGGAGAAUCCUGUUGGUUCUGGACAGCAAGCGAACCUUGCUCUAAGUAGUGAUACCUGGCUUCUCAUGUUGGAGAACAUGACAUAUACUGCAUGUGAGCCCAGCAGGACCAACAUGAGUUAAUUAAUAAUACUAAAAUGAUCGACACCUUACUGUGGGAUAGUAAGGUGUCGAUCAUUUUACCUCUAAUAUUUGUCUUUCUAAUAGGUUUAAUAAACUAAGGAAUUUAGGAGAAGAAGACUAUCCUCUUUUUUUAGAGAGGAGUCUGGAAAGGGAAAGAGGGAGGAGAAAGGAAUUAUAUACCCCAAGAAAACGAGACAGGGAAUUAGAAGAGGGAGAAAUAGAGAGUUUAAAAGAAGAGAAAAGGAGGAAAGAGGAGAGAAAUUGGAGGAGAUAAUACCCAAUGAGGAUGAAAAAGGUUUUAGAAUUUUUAAUUUAUCACAAAAAGUUUUAACUAAUGCACAUAUUCAAGUUUUAAACAAGGGUUUUAAAUUUGCACCAAGUUGGAAUAUUAACAAAUUUGAAUCAUUUUUAGAUCUAAAUAGAUUUACUAGGAAGCUGUGCCUAAAAAAUUUCUUUAGCACAAUGCCACUUAAUAAUAUGAAUGUGGAAGAAAGUGCUUUUAAACAUACAAGUUUAAAGAAUAGAUCCACUUUUUAUCCUGCCAAUUUCAAGACAGACUCAAUGAAGAUUUUUGAAAAAUCGUGUCUUAAAGAGAUUAGAAAAAUUAAACCCGUGAAUAAAUAUCAAAAUAAUCUCAGCAUGGGGGAAAAAAAUGCACUUAGUGAUUUACAGAAAGACCGGAAUGUGGUAGUAAAACCAGCGGAUAAAGGGGGGGAGUAGUUAUUUGGGAAAAAGAAAAAUAUUUGAAAGAAAUAUAUAGACAAUUGCAAGACCAAACUACAUAUAUGACCCUUUCUAAAAAUCCGAUGACAGAAAUUUCGUCAUCCUAUAAAAACCUUUUGAAUAAAGGUAUAGAAGAAGGGAUUUUAAAUAAAAAAGAGUUUGAUUUUUUAAAUGUCAAUUUUCCUAGAAUUCCCGUUUUAUAUAUCCUCCCCAAGGUGCAUAAAGAUGAAAAUAAUCCACCAGGGAGACCCAUUGUCUCAGGCAUAGGGUCACUUUUAUCUCCCCUAUCACAGUAUAUAGACCAUUUUUUACAAGAUCCAGUAAAAAAAUGUAAAGCAUAUCUUAAAGACACAAUGAGCCUUUUAAAUAUUUUAGAAGAUUUUAAAUGGAAAGAUGGGUUUAUAAUGGCUACCUGUGAUGUAAGCAGCCUCUACACGAAUAUUCAACAUGAGAAGGGAUGUGAGGCUGCUACAUAUUUUUUAAAGAAAUUUGGUGAUUUACCAGAAUCACAGAUUGAAUUUAUUGUAGAAGGGAUUAAUUUCAUUUUGAGGAAUAAUUUUUUUUGGUUUGAAGAUAAGUUUUAUUUACAGACCAAAGGUACGGCUAUGGGGACCAGGUUUGCCCCAAGUUAUGCUAAUCUUUUUAUGUCUUACUGGGAGGAAAUAUUUAUUGACUCCAGUGAAAAAUUUGGGGCAAAUCUGGUCCUCUAUAAACGUUACAUCGAUGACAUUUUUAUAAUAUUGAAUGGAGAUGAAGAAUCCCUAAAUAAUUUUUUAGAAUUUUUAAAUUUUAACGAAUGGAAUAUUUCCUUAACGUAUGAAUUUAGUUGUUUUAAGGUGAAUUUUUUAGAUUUAUUAAUUUAUAUAGAUAAUCAACAAAUAAAAAGUAAAACAUAUUUUAAAACAGUGGAUGUAAAUAGUUUUAUAGAUUGUACAAGUUGCCAUUUUAAACCGUGGCUUGAAAAUAUUCCAAAAGGACAAAUGCUGAGAUUAAAACGAAAUUGUACUGAAAAGGAAGAAUAUGAACAACAAGUAGGUUAUUUACAGAAGCAAUUUAAAGAAAAAGGAUAUAAGGAAAAAUUUUUAAAACGGGUUUCUGAAGAGGUUGAGCAAAUAGAUAGAAAACAACUUUUGAAAUAUAAAGAGAAGGGUAAUUUAAGAGAAGAGGAUAAUAAAGUUCCAUUGAUUUUUAAUUACUGUACAAAUAAUCUGGAUUUAAAGAAAAUUAUAGAUAGUAAUUGGCACAUUUUAAAAACAGAUGAUAAAAUAUCAAAUUUUGUUGGUGAAAAACCAAAAAUAAUUUUUAGAGGUGCAAAAAAUUUAAAACAAAUUUUAACAAAAAGUUUUUUAGAUGUGGAUAAAAGCAUUAAUUUUUUAAAACAACCUAAGGGCUUUUUUUAUUGUGGAGUAUGUAGGGGGUGUAAAUUGAGGAAAGAUCAACAUAAAAAGAUUUUUAAGUUUACAUCAAAUGCCACAAAAAAAGAAUAUAAUAUUAAGUCUUUUAUUUCUUGCAAUAGUAAGGAUGUGAUAUAUAUGCUAAUUUGUCCUUGUGGUCUGCAAUAUAUAGGGAGAACCUCACGGUGUUUAAAAAUUAGGAUUAGAGAACAUAUUUACAACAUUAAUCGGAAAUAUGAAAAUCACAGUGUAUCGAAACAUUUUCUAGAUCAUCAUAAUGCAGAUCCAAAAGGUCUAGAGUUUUUUGGAAUAGAGCAGAUUAAGAUACACUGGAGAGGAGGGGAUAAAGAAUGUCUCCUCAAUAGAAAUGAAAUGAAAUGGAUUUUUGAUAUAGACACUUUAAGUCCACAAGGACUAAAUGUUGACUUUGAGAUCACCCCAUACAUAUAAUCGAUCUAUUUUGUAUCUUUAAUAUAUAUAUGCACUUUUUUAGUUUUAAAUUGCCCCUUAAAUUUAUAUAUUGUUCUUAUAUUUAUGUUUUUAUAUAUUAUUUAUAUAAAUUUAUGUAUAGGAGAAUUUUUUAACUCCUUUCUCGAUUAUAUAGGGUUGAUCUCAUAGUUUUUGAAUAUCUCUCUUUUUUUCAAAUAAUUUGUACCUGUAUAUAAAUUAAUUUAUAUAUCAUUUUCUCUUCCCCUCUUUAAGAAGAAAAAUUAUAAAAAGUAUAUUAAUGGUUUAUAUGUUUAAUGGUCUAAUAUUGCUAUAAAUGAUGAUUACAAAGAUAGUUUUUCUUUUCUUUUCAUUUUAUGGAAACUAUUGUAAAUGAGUUCUUAAUGGAGUUAAGAGUUUGUUUUUUGCCAAUAAUUUGUUGAAAAAAGACAUUACAAGUAUUGGCAAUUUCUGCCGAAACCGGAAGAUCGAAAACCGGAAGUGAUGUCACCGGAAGUUCCGUCAUGACGCCGAAACCGGAAGUUGCGUCAGAACGUGAACCGGAAGUGAAGGACUAAGGUGUAGGAUGCCAUCCAGACCCGGAAGAAGAUCAAAGGAGGACACAAAAACGUGCAAAAAGGCGCCAAAAAAAGGGCGCCAAAACGAAUAUUUAAAGACUGAAGCAUACUGAGGAAAACAGACUUUUGAUAAAGGCUCUAGCCGAAACGCGUUAAGUUUGUUUUUAUAUAGUGGACUUUUAAUUUAUUUUACCCAGUGUUUUGUUUUUACCCCUUAUGAUAGUGUGUCCAAUAAAGUUUUAUUUUAUUCCCUGCAUCCUGGAAUAUUUUAAUUACAAAUAGAGACCACAAAGGGGAAACAGCCUGGUGUGUGAAGUACCACAAACGGAUAUUUUCUACGCUUUUAGUCUGAGCCAGCUUAUUUUAAGUGGCUCAUGACCAUGUGAGUGAAACCUUAUUUGUUUUAUAAAUUUUAAGGUUUUUUACGUUAUUACCCUAUGUGUGUUUUUUUCCUGUUCUUACAUAUUUUAUACAGGAAUUAAUUAAAUACGGAGUAUAUCUUUCAACUAAGGGUAAUUAUAAGUGUUGUUUGGAGUGUGCCCUCACCUAUUUCUUAUUGCCCACAUAUGUAGGUCAUGCCGAGCACCCAUGGUACAUCCACUGUCUUCAGUGUUCUCAGGCAGGAGAAUCCUGUUGGUUCUGGACAGCAAGCGAACCUUGCUCUAAGUAGUGAUACCUGGCUUCUCAUGUUGGAGAACAUGACAUAUACUGCAUGUGAGCCCAGCAGGACCAACAUGAGUUAAUUAAUAAUACUAAAAUGAUCGACACCUUACUGUGGGAUAGUGCCACUGCACUGCUGCCACAAUAACCAUUACAGCAGGCUGUAGUUGUUCAAGUAAUAAAAAGAGAAAGGGGAGGGUACAAAUCUCCCCUAUUGAGGGCGCUAGUUACUGAUGACAAAAGGAUUUAUGGUUAAAAAUCCAAAAUUUAAUAUACAAUAAAAAUAAAAGAUAAUAAUAAAGCAGUACAAUUAUAAGACCAGUUAUAAAAACAAACACCAGCCACUAGCUCACAAAUACAAAGAUACUUCGCAUAGCCCUAGGUCGCGACUCAUAGGGCUUGGAAAUACUUGCGGCUCUCGGUACAAUUGUGGAGGUGAAAAAACUGUCUCUGGACUGCUGUCUUAAAAACUCGGGCUCAACGCGUUUCGUCCCGCGCCUUUCGGGACUUCCUCAGGAGCUGUAAAUGCUGUUGUUCCAUUUGCCGGCUUCUUCUCUUUUAAAUCUUCAAAGAUCUUCUAUAUUCACGCCAAAAACCGUCAUUGCGCAUGCGCACACCGACACAAAUUUCCGUUCAGCUACGGGUGCCCCCAAAGACCAGUAGCUAUCGGGAAGUCAUCGGCGCACAUGCGCAGUCAGUUUGGAACGCACAGAAACUUUAUUGGCACUGAGUACUGGACACUAUAUAACACUACAUUGGUUAAAAGUGACCAAGAAACUCAUCACAGUUGUGCCUGAUUUUAACAUAGUAAACGAAUCCUUAGAGUUUACCACAAAUGUAUAGAUAGGCAUUAUGAAUUGGAAAAUCUAAAAGCAAUAGUGUCUACCAGGGCUAUGGGUACAAAAUAUGUUGAAUGUACAUUGCAUUUGCGGUAAUCCUUACAGUCUAGAUGAGACAAUAUAAAUAGAUAAUUAGAACAGUUAAAUAGAACUAUUAUGUUCUGAAUAUCUCUUAAUAAUUUUGUAAAUCAAUUAAUUCAGACCCAAUCUACUUAUGUGUAAGAUUAUUUCAUCUUGAUAUAAAGGAGAAUAAAGUAAUUAUUAUGGAAAUCCAAAAAUAACAAUCAUAACAUUUACCAUAUAUGGAUAUUGUGCAAAAAAAAUAAAAAUAAAAAUGAAAUAUAAAAGUGAAAAUGAAUGAAAAAGAAAGAAAAUAAAUAAAAAUAAAUAUAAAUAUAAAUAAAAAUAAAAAAAUAAAAAUAAAUAUAAAAAUAAAAAUGAAAAUCAAAUGAAAAUCGAAUCAAAUGAAGUAAAACAUAAGAAAAUAAGCAGACUAAUUUUUACAUUUAAUUAGUACAGUAUAUUACAUAAAAGCCAAGAUGUCUAGGUCGGUGUUCAGACCUAGAGGAGUGGAAGACUUCAUUUUAUAGAUCCAUUCUGUUUCUUUUCUGGCCAAAGUUUUAGUAGUGUCCCCGCCUCUCCAAUGUGGAACAACCAGAUCGAUAUCUAUACAGAUUAAAUUAUUCAGAGAAAAAAUAGAACAACCAUUACAGUGUCAAGGUACACUAUGUUUUUCGCUUUUCUUCUUUAUACCAUUGAGAUGCUCUAAAAGUCUCUCAUGUAAUUUGCGGAUAGUUCGACCUAUGUAUUGUAUUCCACAUACACAUUCUAAUAAGUAUACAACAUUUUUGCUGCUGCAUGUUAUAAAAUGUUUUAUCAUGAAACUCUCACUUGUAACUGUACUUUUAAAAGUUGUCGUUAUUCUUUUUUGGAACUUACAAGUGCUACAGUUUCCACAUCUAUGGAAACCAUUAGCUUUCUUUUUUAGAAAAGUUUCCUGUUUGUUUUCUAGCACUACUUUUGGCAGCAUACUAGGUGCUAGAAUUGUUUUUAAACUAUCGGUCUUUUUAUACACAAUUUUCGGCUUCUUAGGUAAUAUUUUAUAAAGAUAAGUGUCCUGCAAUAAAAUCGGCCAAUAUUUUCUAAGAACUUUAUCCAUUUUAUUUGCUUUAUUGUUAUACUUAGUGAUAAAUGCCAUAUCAAAAAAAUUCUUCUCAAAAUUGCUAGUUUUUGGUUUUACUUUUAAGAUAUCUUCCCUUUUUUUAAUUUUUACUUCCUCUUGACUUCCUUCAAGUAAUUCUUUUGGGUAGUUUCUAUCCAAAAAUCUUUUAUUUAGAACUUGGACCUGACUAUCAAAAUCUUCCUGAUUUGUACAAUUCUUAUAUAACCUAGUUUGCUGACUCUUAGGGAUAUUCCAUAACCAUACGGGAUUAUGGCAACUAGAAAAUUCAAUGAGGCUAUUACAAUCCGUGGGUUUAAAGAAAGUUUUACUACAGAUUAUAUUUCUCUCUAUAAAGAAAGUUAAAUCUAAAAGUUGAUCUGUAUAUCUCCCAUUUCUUGGGUAAAAUUCAACCCAUAUUGUUAGAAUUUACAUAAACCAUAAAGCUGUUGAACAGAUGAAUAUCUCCCUUCCAAAUAAUAAGAAUAUCAUCUAUGUACCUUCUCCAUAGCACCAGGUUUGCCCCAAAUGGAUUGUUAUUCCAAAUACAUCUUUCUUCCCAAUUCGCUACGAAGAUAUUGGCGUAGCUUGGGGCAAACCUGGUGCCCAUGGCGCUACCACAGACCUGCAAAUAAUGAAUACCUUCAAACCAAAAAGAGUUCUUAUGUAAAAUAAAGUCAAUACAUUGUAAAAUAAAUUCACUCUGUCUUUUAGACAUUUUAUUAUCAUUAUCUAACAUCUCUUUUACAGCAGCUAUCCCUUUAAUAUGGUCAAUGACCGUAUAUAAUGAUGUAACGUCUAUAGUGACCCAUAAGUAAUCUUCCUUCCAUUCCAUUCCUUCUAAUUCUCUAAUUAUUUGAGUUGAGUCUUUUACAUAUGAAGCUGCCAGAGUGACAUAUUUUUGUAGAUAGAUAUCUACAUAUUCAGAGAUGUUACUUGUGAGAGAAUCAAUACCACUAAUAAUGGGCCUUCCAGGUGGAUCUUCCAGAGAUUUAUGAAUCUUAGGUAAUUGGUAAAAAAAACAGCCAAUUUAAGGAACUCAAUAUAAAGAUAUUCGAACUCCAUUUUUGUAAUUAUUUUCUGUUCUAAUGCUUUAGAUAAUAUAACAUGUAAUUCUGACUUGAAUGUAUUAGUUGGAUUUUCUUUCAAAAUUUUAUAAGUCUUUACAUCACUUAGAAUUCUAUUUGAUUCUUUCAAAUAUUUGUCUCUAUCCAUAAUUACAAUCCCCCCGCCCUUAUCGGCUUGUUUGAUGACGAUUUCUAAUUUUUCCUUUAAGUUUUUUAUUGCUUUUUUCUCAUUUGGGGAUAAAUUUUCCUUCCCUUUUUCACUUUUGAGUUUCUCAAAGUCAUUUAGCACCAUACUACAAAAGACUGGAAUAUAGUCCCCUUUAUCCCAGUUUGGAAAGAAUUUUGAUUUUGUUUUUAAAUUAGAAUUCACUAUUGCGGGUCCAUUUUCAACAUUCUCUAGUGAUACAUUUUCUAAAUUAGUAGUAAUAGAAUUAGGUCUCAUAUUGUCUUCAGCUUUCCUUUCAAAAAAUCUUUUACCAUUAGCUUUCUAAAAAAUCUCUGAAUAUCCAUAAAUAAUUCAAAAUGAUUGUUUUUUUUUUGAGGGGCAAAUUUUAAACCUUUCCCUAAUAGUUUAAUUUCUUCCUUCGUCAGCUUAUGUUUUGAAAGAUUAAAUAUACCUACUUCCCUUUCAUUUGGAACCUCUGUUGUUAGCAAAGUGUUUCGUCCUCCUCUUGUUCCCCUAUUUCUAUUCUUUGUUCCAUUAUACGUCUUCUCUUUAUCGGGGUUGGUGUUUCCAGAGGUGCGAAUCUGUUUUUGUGAACCCAUAGAUCUAAAUUCUUGGGGGGUUGUCUUGCCUGGGCUAAUUUUUUGGGGCUUUGUUGUAUGGUUCUCCUUCCUAAAAAAAAUUACUAUUAGUGGAUCUAUCUUUUCCAUAUUCUAUUUUUUUCCCCGUAGUAGUAUUAGAGUUAGCUAUUUUGUAGGUAUUUUGUUCUCUAUUUAUUUUUUAUUUUUGAUUUCUAAUCUGGGUUUGUUUUCCUUGAUUAUUAAUGUAAUUAUCAUACUGAGAUCUUCUAUCAUGACUAUAAUCUCCAGAUCUCUUUUGUUGGAACUUUUUGGAUUGAAAUUGAGAUAAAUUACGAUUUCUGUUCCAUUCAUAUUGAAAUCCUUUUCCAAAAUCUUCCUUAUCUCUUUUCAACUUAUUGUCCUUCCUAAUAAUAAUCGUCUCUUCUAAUUUUUCUAUUUUCAUUUUUAAUUGUAAAUUAUACUCUUUUACUGACUCCUCACUAAUUUCCUUAUUAAUAUCAGCCUCCAAUGUACAAAUUUCCUUUUCAGUUUCAGCCAGAGCUUUUGAUUGAUGUUCUAUAAGUAGCUCUAUUAGCUGGAAAGAGCAUAUUUCUAAAAUCUCUUUCCACCUAGACAUGAAUCCUUUGUCCUCAUAUCCAUAUGCAGGGGAUUUAUUUAUCCUCAGUCCCCUGGGAAUGAUGCCCAUCUUCAAAUAUUGUUGGAAAUAUUUAACUUCCCACCACUUUUUAACUUCUUUCUCCGCCAAUCUUUCCAGUUUAUUAAAGAAAAAAGUACUAUUAAAUUGUGGGUUCACAUUUUUUCCAAAAAAGAUGUUAUCUGCUUUUUUAUUUCUGGCUUCUUGCAUAGAGGUGGUCAUCAAUCUGCAGUAUGCCAUAGUCUAAAUAAUGUAUAAUUAAUAAACCAAUAAAAGAAUAAAUGCACUAGAAACAGAAUUAUAGCUCAAACUAUAAAAGAAAGUGCCAGAGGAGGUACUAGGGUUGAACAGUUCCAAUGGAUAUACCUAGAUCUGGAUCUAAGGAGUGUUUAUAUAGACAAAUGCAAGAUAAAGAGAGAUCCAGAGUCUAGGUUCUAUAGAUAUGUCAUAUAGGUAAAAAGCUGCCACUCAGUAGUGCCAAAAGUAGUGCUAGAAAAAAAACAGGAAACUUUUCUAAAAAAGAAACCUAAUAGUUUCCAUAGAUGUGGAAACUGUAGCACUUGUAAGUUCCAAAAAAGAAUAACGACAACUUUUAAAAGUACAGUUACAAGUGAGAGUUUCAUGAUAAAACAUUUUAUAACAUGCAGCAGCAAAAAUGUUGUAUACUUAUUAGAAUGUGUAUGUGGAAUACAAUACAUAGGUCGAACUAUCCGCAAAUUACAUGAGAGACUUUUAGAGCAUCUCAAUGGUAUAAAGAAGAAAAGCGAAAAACAUAGUGUACCUUGACACUGUAAUGGUUGUUCUAUUUUUUCUCUGAAUAAUUUCAUCUGUAUAGGUAUCGAUCUGGUUGUUCCACAUUGGAGAGGCGGGGACACUACUAAAACUUUGAUCAGAAAAGAAACAGAAUGGAUCUAUAAAAUGAAGUCUUCCACUCCUCUAGGUCUGAACACCGACCUAGACAUCUUGGCUUUUAUGUAAUAUACUGUACUAAUUAAAUGUAAAAAUUAGUCUGCUUAUUUUCUUAUGUUUUACUUCAUUUGAUUCGAUUUUCAUUUGAUUUUCAUUUUUAUUUUUUUUUAUAUUUAUUUUUAUUUUUAAUUUAUUUAUUUUUAUUUAUAUUUAUUUUUAUUUAUUUUCUUUCUUUUUCAUUUAUUUUCACUUUUAUAUUUCAUUUUUAUUUUUAUAUUUUUUUUUGCACAAUAUCCAUAUAUGGUAAAUGUUACGAUUGUUAUUUUUGGAUUUCCAUAAUAAUUACUUUAUUCUCCUUUAUAUCAAGAUGAAAUAAUCUUACACAUAAGUAGAUUGGGUUUGAAUUAAUUGAUUUACAAAAUUAUUAAGAGAUAUUCAGAACAUAAUAGUUCUAUUUAACUGUUCUAAUUAUCUAUUUAUAUUGUCUCAUCUAGACUGUAAGGAUUACCGCAAAUGCAAUGUACAUUCAACAUAUUUUGUACCCAUAGCCCUGGUAGACACUAUUGCUUUUAGAUUUUCCAAUUCAUAAUGCCUAUCUAUACAUUUGCUACAUUUGUGGUAAACUCUAAGGAUUCGUUUACUAUGUUAAAAUUAGGCACAACUGUGAUGAGUUUCUUGGUCACUUUUAACCAAUGUAGUGUUAUAUAGAGUCCAGUACUCAGUGCCAAUAAAGUUUCUGUGCGUUCCAAACUGACUGCGCAUGCGCGCCGAUGACUUCCCGAUAGCUACUGGUCUUUGGGGGCACCCGUAGCUGAACGGAAAUUUGUGUCGGUGUGCGCAUGUGCAAUGACGGUUUUUGGCGCGAAGAUAGAAGAUCUUUGAAGAUUUAAAAGAGAAGAAGCCGGCGAAGGAACAACAGCAUUUACAGCUCCUGAGGAAGUCCCGAAAGGCGCGGGACGAAACGCGUUGAGCCCGAGUUUUUAAGACAGCAGUCCAGAGACAGUUUUUUCACCUCCACAAUUGUACCGAGAGCCGCAAGUAUUUCCAAGCCCUAGGGCUAUGCGAAGUAUCUUUGUAUUUGUGAGCUAGUGGCUGGUGUUUGUUUUUAUAACUGGUCUUAUAAUUGUACUGCUUUAUUAUUGUCUUUUAUUUUUAUUGUAUAUUAAAUUUUGGAUUUUUAACCAUAAAUCCUUUUGUCAUUAGUAACUAGCGCCCUCAAUAGGGGAGAUUUGUACCCUCCCCUUUCUCUUUUUAUUACUUGUCUAUAGGCUUUUUUUGGGGUGUGCCUAUUCUGAGUGGCAGCUUUUUACCUAUAUGACAUAUCUAUAGAACCUAGACUCUGGAUCUCUCUUUAUCUUGUAGUUGUUCAAGUGCUUGGAGUCUUUCUCUAACUUUUUUGGUACUGUAUGAAUAUCUAUAACACUCAACAAUUCAAAGAAUAUAAAAUAAAGUCCAAAAUUAAAAAAAAGAUAAAUAAAAUGUUCAUACCUAUAAAAUUAUCCUAUAAAAUGUGUUCCACAGUAAUAAAACAAUUCUUAGAUUUUAAAAUCCCCUGGUUUUAGCAUAAAACCAUGUGUUAAGGUAGUACACAACAGAACUGAAAUCCAAUGACAUGCCACGUUCUCAUGGAUCUCUUCCACACCUCUUAUAGCACUGUGUCAUCUUCUUCCUUCGUCUGGGCCAAUAAACUACUCCUCAUAAAAGAGCAUUGAUUAAUCUUUGGAGCGAUGCCUAACACAUGGGUGGACAGGUUGGACUAGGGGAUAGACCUGAACAAAUCACAGAGAGGGUGGAGAGAAGACUGAAAAGGCUAGAACUGCAGCACUAUUUUAAUUGAACAGUAUUUACUGGUGGAGGGAAGGCUUAUUGGGAUACAUCAAGGAGACAGUGUACAUGCAAGUCCCACAAACAGUACUCACUGCGCUGCAUGCUACUGAGGUUUCCUAAAGUUUAAGUUCACCCCUUGGCAAGCGGAGCGAGGUAUGCAGUAAAAGUGCAUAGUUUAUAAUAGUACAUAUGUUUUUAGGCAUAAAUUGUGUGUAUGCUGUUAGUCAAAAGAUAUGCUGUGUAGUCAGGGCCGAUCCUAGGGUCACAGGCGCCUGGGUGCAGACAUUUAUUGGUGCCCACAGGUGGGCGUGGUCAUCUUUCUAACUCCUCCCCUUUACAACAACUCCACCUCUCCAUCUAGACACACACUCACUGACAGUCACACACUCUCACUGAGAGACACACACACUUACUGAUUUGUCACACACUGACAGAAACAUACUCAGACAGAAACAUCGACACACACUCUCAAUGACAGAUACACAAUCUCACUGAUUUGAAACACUCACUGACAGACACAAAUGCUGACAGACACAUAGUGGUACGCAAAACAAGGAAGUCCAGCACUUUUUUAAUCACAAUAUACAUAAUCACACAAUUACACGCACACUGCCCCAUGCAUACCUAGACCGUCACACACAAUACAAUACACACACAUUCAUACCGUCAUAUGGAUGGUGUAUUAGUCACACACACACAAUUUCCCUCUCAAUGUCACAUACACACAGUCCUUGCUGUCAUGAACACUGGGAGGAGGAAAUGAGGCCAAGGUCCCUAGUGUCUAGUGGGAGGUAGGUAUUCCUUUCAGCUUCCCCUCUGUGUAGCAGCGGCUCUUAACCCCUUAAGGACCAAACUUCUGGAAUAAAAGGGAAUCAUAACAUGUCAGACAUGUCGUGUCCUUAAGGGGUUUUAAACAAUUAUCUCUAUAAACUCAUUUGAUAAAUUAUUUAUUAAUGCAAAGCUUCUAAGUAAAAUAGUUUUCAUUAUUUCAGUUUGCUGUAUAUGUACAGUGAUGUAUGCACCGCAUACACAAAUUAAUACACAUACAUACAAAAAUCCACAGUUCAUAUCUCAUACAUACAUAGACAUGUGCACAUUCACAUAUAUACACAGACACACACUGUCACAUACAGGGCACAUACCAAUAUAUACACUCACAUACAUACACAGACACAUACUGUCACAUACAGAGACACAUACCAAUAUACACACUCUCAUACAUACACAGACACAUGCUGCCACAUACAGAGGCACAUAGCAAUAUACACACUCACAUACAUACCUGGUUAUUUACAAAAAUGAGUAUUGUCAGGAAUUUAUAGUGGAUUUCAAAGUGGAUAACAGAAUUAGGGAUCGACCGAUAUUGAUUUUUUUUAGAGCCGAUACCGAUAAUCUGUGAAUUUUCAGGCCGAUAGCCGUUAGCUUACUGAUAUUCUGUACAUUUACCGUAUUUAUUUAUUUUUUUGCAAAUCUUUUUUUUAUUAAGUGGUAAAUGCACUAAAUAUACAUGACAGUCAGAUUUUUUUUAUGUUUUAAAGAAUAUUUAUAUGUGUGUGUGUGUGAGUGUAUACAGUGAGAGUAUUUGAUUAGUAAAUGCAGUGUGUGUGUGUGUUUGUGUUGUGGAUGCAAUGGGUUUGUUUGUGUAGUGGAUGCAGUGUGGGUAGUGGAUGCAGUGUGCUUGUUUGUGUAGUGGAUGCAGUGUGGGUAGUGGAUUCAGUGUGUGUGUUUGUGUGUAAAUAUGUGCGGUAGGAACUCCCCUCCUCCCCACCCUUUACCUGUCUCUUAGUGCCCCACCCCAUUCCCCUGUUCCUCUCCCUUCUCUUUUAGUGGUCCUCUUUCCUUCCCUCCCCUGUACCUUAGUGUCCUCCCUUGAUGUUCCUCUCUCCCCCCCAGUGUUCAUCACCCUCCUUCCCUGUCCCAUAGUGCUCUUCACCCGUAUCAAUAGAAUAAAAAACACCUGUCCUAUAGUGUUCUUCACCCCCAUUCCCUGUCCCAUAGUGUUCUUCACCCCCCUUCUCUGUCCAAUAGUGUUCUUCACCCCCCCUUCCCUGUCCCAUAGUGUUCUCCCCAUCCCCUGACCCAUAAUGUUCCUUUCCUUCCCCCCUCUCCCAUAGUGUUCCUUACCACCCCUCCUCCCCCACAGUGUUCAUUACCACUCCCACCCCCUGUCCCAUAGUGUUCUACCACCCCCCUCCCAUAGUGAUCCUUAAAACCCCCACCCCCCUUCCUUAGUGCCCCUCUCUCUUUUUAUCCUCCUUGGUCCCCGCUCCCCAGUGUGUCUCCUGGUAGCAUGGCUGAGCGGAGCAGUGAGAGCACUUCCUUUCAGUCCGCCCGGGUACAGGAAACAUAAGUUCCUGUAUUGAAUCCAGUACACAUUGGGUGCGCACUGCUCCGCUCAGCCACUCUACACAGAGUGCCUGGAAGGAGGGAGUGUUGUGAGCCCACCUCUUGCCGGUCACUCCGAUCUAGCGCUCCCCCCCCCCCCAGGCCGGUGCUCCCUAAGACAGCCGCUUGUGCCGGUGAUUAUUGUCCAAUACCAAUAUUUACAAAAAAUCUGAAUGUCGGUCGAUAAUAUCGGCAAAAUCGAUAAUCGGUCGAUUCCUAGACAGAAUUGUCAAACUGGAAGCAUUGUAUUCCUGACAAUUGUUUUAGUGAAUAACCCUUGUCAGACAUGAAUUAACACACAACAUCACAAUCAGACACACAUCAUCAUGGACACAGACACACCAAAACACAGUCAGAGACAUACACGCAUUAACACGAUUACAAACAUUCAUAAAAAAAACACUGAGGCACGUAUAUUAAAAGACACACAAAGUCCCAUACAUAGACACACAGCACACUCAGUCACAUAGACAUAGGCUUAUGUAUAGCAGGUUGGUUGGUAGGUUAAUUGAAUUGGUGUUCAGGUGUGUUAUGUGACAGGGAAGGUAGUAACACUCAGCAGAGUACCGCUGGUGUAACACCACCUACACUCAGCAGCUCCUUUUCCAGCUGCAUACUGGGGGAGUUUCUAUUGUUGGGAGGUUUUCAAGGCUGCAUUCUAAAGCAGCCACUCACUCUCCGUGUUCCAAGCUGUGACACUUGCGAGUUGUGUUGGCAGCCGGGCUCUUCUGUUGUCAUGGCGCCCUGCUUGCACACCCCAAAGGCUGGUCCUGCUGACAGACACACUUGCACUCACUCUCAAUGACACACACACAUAAACCCUGACACACACAAACUCACUGACAGACAACCACUUACUUGACAGAUACACUCUCUGUCAAACACACAAACACUGACAUACAUUAACACACACUUACUGACGGACAUACACAAUGACAGUCAUACUGACAGACACACACACACUGACAGACACACACACUCACUGACAGAUACAUUUACUGACAAACACACACACUCACUGACAGACACACUCGCUGACACACAAACACUGACAGACACAUACACUCACACACACUUAAUGACAGACACACAAACUCACUGACAGACACACUCGCUGACACACAAACACACACACACACUUACUGACAGACACACACACUCACUGACAUACAUUUACUCAGGGCCCGUGCAAGGAUUUUUGCCGCCCUAGGCAAAAGUAAAGUUUGCCGCCCCCCCCCCCCAUGUGACAUCACAAUGCUCCACCCAUAUGAUCUGCCAUGUUAACUAACGCCAGUGCUGCAGUGCCGCCGUGUUUACAUUAAAAGUCCUGCAGGGACAGGCUAUAGACACCAGAACCACUACAUUAAGCUGCAGUGGUUCUGGGGACUAUAGUGUCCCUUUAAUGUGAGGUAAAUUAGAGAUUAGUGCCACGAAUAAUAUACUAGAUUGCCUACUUACAACCAGAUGAGGAUGAUGAUGAGCUCUAGCUGCAGUCUGGCUCCACUGGUCUGGUGUAGAACAGGCUCUCUGGAGGCGGUUUGUAACUGUGGUCACAAAAAUCAAUGUUCUGGGAGAACGGGAAGCAGCUCCAUUUUUUUGAGAGCCCUUUACACAGCUCAAGGUCUGGGUCCCAGGGUCCACCUUCAUGUUCCACCAAUGAGUUUGUUCACAGGGGUGUGUGUGUGUGUGUGUGGGGGGGAUGUCCUGAUGUGUGUAAGGAAUGCAUUGUGUGAAUCUGUGUUUGUAUGUGUAAGGGCUGCAAGGUGUGUUUCUGUGUAUGUACAGGAUGCAGUGUGUGCGUGUGUAAGGGGUGCAUUGAGUGUGUGUAAGGAAUGCAUUGUGUGUUUCUGUGUGUGUAAGGGAUGCAUUGUGUGUAAGGGUUGCAUUGUGUGUAUGUGUGUGUCUGUGUGUGUAAUGCAUUGUGUGUUUUCUGUGUGCAAGGGGUGCAUUGCAUGUGUGUGUGAUGGAUGUCAAUCUCUCCCCCCUCCCUUGUCACUCUCUUCUCCCCCCUCUCCCUUGUCACUCUUCUCCCCUCCCCCUUCCCACUCUCAUUGCCCCUCCCUCCCCUGUAACUCUCACCCCCCCGUCAAUUUCUUCUCCCCCCCACCAAUUUCUUCUUCUCCCCUCUGUCAAUUUCUUCUUCUCACCCCUCCCCUACUAAUUUCUUCUUCUCCCCCCUCCCCUUCCAAUUUCUUCUUCUCCCCCUCCCCUACCAAUUUCUUCUUCCCCUCCCCAUUUCUUCUUCUCCCCACCCCUCACCAUUUCUUUUAUCCACCCUCCCAUUUUAUUCUCCCCCCUCCUCUCACAAUUUUCUUCUACCCCCUCCCUACCAAUUUCUUCUCCCCUCCUGCCAAUUUCUUCUUCUCCCCUGCAAUUUCUUCUCCCCCCCUCCCCUCCCAAUUUCUUCUUCUCCCCUGCCAAUUUCUUCUCCCCUCCCCUCCCAAUUUCUUCUCCCUCCUCCCCUCCAAUUUCUUCCCUCCCCACCCCUACCAGUAUCUUCUUCUCCCCCCCCCCUCCUGCCAGUUCUUCUUCUCCCCACCCUCCCAUUUCUUCUCCCCCCCCUCCCUGCAAUUUCUUUUCACCCACCAUCCCAUUUCUUCUCCCUGCAAUUUGUUCUCCCCCUCCCCUCCCAGUUUCUUCUCCCCCUCCUGCCAGUUUCUUCUUCUCCCCUGCCAGUUUCUUUGUUUCUUCUCCCUCACAGUUCUUCUUGCCCUCCCCUCCCAAUUUCUUUACUCCCCUCCCUCACAAUUUCUUCUUACCCCCCUCCCUCAAUGUUUCUUCUCCCCCCCCUCCCAAUUUCUUCUCCCCCCCCUCCCAAUUUCUUCUCCCAGUCCCCUCCCAAUUUCUUCUCCCCCGUCCCCUCACAAUUUCUUCUUACCCCCUCCCCUGACAAUUUCUUCUCCCCCCUCCCAUCCCAAUUUCUUCUUACCCCCUCCCACCUGCCCAGGAUCGGCCCUGUGUGUAGUCCAAAUCUCUGUGUAUAGUUUGUAUUCCUUGGAUGUUAAAUGUAAUAUCAAUGAGUGCAGAUAACUGAACUCCACAUUUGUAAUCCUGUUUGUAACCUCCUUUUUGGUGAUCUCUGUAAACAAAUGUAUUUGUAUGUCAUUUUACAGUUUUCUCGGUGCUUAUGAUUCACGGUGCUAAAGGUGUUAAAGAGAUUAAUGUUGGUGGUGUUCAACCCUCCUGCACACCCUUGAAAAAAAAAAGUACCCCACCCAUCAGAAGCUCUCCUCUCAUUAUUUACUUGAUGCCAAAGGGGCCGCAACAGUCAGAUUAUGUCUGUUGCCAGUGUUCAGUGCGCCAUUUAGCAGUCCUGAACAGCAUUUCGGGCUACCAAACAUGUGCUGUGGGUACAACUAGGCCCUUGCACAAUUAUAUAUAUUUAUAUUUACAUAUAUAUAUAUAGGAAACUAUGAAGAGAGCACUCCAGAGGAUUUUUUCAAUCAAUUUUAUGCGUAGUUUUAGAAGAUCAACGUUUCGACCCAAGAGGUCUUUGUCAAGAUAUAAAUACAAGUGAAAAAAUUAUAUUAUUAGGACAUAAAUUAUUAUUUCUUAACAACUUACCCAGUGCAAGUGUGACACCCCAGAUCCAUGUGUGAACGCAGUGCGGUACUCUAGUGAUAGCGCGUGUGUGGCCAACGUAGACGUUAUAUAUAUAUAUAUAUAUAUAUAUAUAUAUGCUUUUAUUUAUUUGCCAUUAUUGCAAAAUUCUAGAAAUAUUUGAGCAUUCUAACUUGAAGUGUUAUGCUUAAUUUAUAGUCAACCUAUUAUCAUGAUGUGAUACAAAAUAAGUAAAAGAUCCCACAGUUAAGAACCGCUGGACCCAGUGUCACGUAACUGAUGGAGCAGAAAAGAAAGAGGAAGUUGUAUACUGGACACCCCCUCAUAUGCUAUGGAAAGGAUGCUGAUUGGCUGUUCCUGUUGCUAGGAAGAUAUACCUCUUAUGUUACUUACUGGUUUCUUUUUUAUACUGAUUUUGUGUUUUUCUUUGCUGCUGAGGGAAAUAAAGAGAGUGCAGCAUAAUACUCACCUCUGUGUCAUUAAUAAAAUCACGUAUUUAUAGUAAACCUAUUAUCAUGAUGUGAUCCAAAAUUAACAAUUAACGAUCUUCUGACACCUCUUACUACUCUUACAAAUUAGGUAGUAUUGUCUCUGGAUAAUAGUGAAUAGUAUGAUAUUAUCAUUAUUGUAUGGGAUAAAUAAGUCUUAAUCAGUAUCAGUAAAUGUUAAAAAAAAACAAAAAAAACCUUUUGCAUAAAAGAUAUGAUGAAUAGUCCUUAUUUUGAUUGAGAAAAAGCCUUUCUAUAUCACUAAACUUUAUAUAUGAUAUAGAUUUUAAGUGUGCAUAUUUGAUGGGGUAUUAUUAUAUGAUUAAAUGUUUUGGUGUAGUUGCACAUUUCAUAGAAAGUAUAUAACAUGGUUAAACGCUGCCUUGCAACAACAUCUCAUUAAGCUGUAUUGGGAAGUCUGUGUUUGGACAGGCACAAAAUGAAUAGGCUUGGGGAAAAAGGGAAAGUUCCAAAGGCUGUAGAUAUUAGACCUGAAACUUUUGCAAGCUGCUUUUAGAUAUACUCCAAAUGAAAGAAAAAAAUGGAAUUCAUGCGUGCUUUCAUUGUAGGUACAUAUACUAAAUUGUGAUUUUAAAAAAAUAUAUAAUUUUAAUUAUUAAUUGGGCAGUGGAGUGUAAGCUUAUGUUAAGAAUUCUCACAAGUUCUAUAGGCAUUACUGGCUGAAACACUUUGGUCCCAUACCUUCUGGGAGGUAUAGAAUCAGAGGAGGUGCACCGAGCCUCCAGGAGGUACCGCCAGUGACACAAUUUAAUCACUGAUAACAUCCAUAAGGGAUGAUAAUCACCUGUCCACUGAAAGCACGUAUCAGCCUGAUAUCAAGCAUGCCAAACUGACUGAUAGCCUCUCUGGCCAACCCCUAGAAUAGAAGACCAUGCCGUCAGUGCUGCUGUUCCCAACGCACAGCAUGUUUACGUCUAAAAACGCGCUCAAACUUUGCUGCCAUGAGACCUGAUGCAGGAGAUGUCUUACUUGAGAUUAAGCACAGGAAAUAUACACUGAUAAGCCACAACAUUAAACCCACCUGCCUAGUAUUGUGUAGGUCCCCCUUGUUGAGGCAUGACCUAUGAAUGUGUCCUCUCGUAUCUGGCACUAAGACAUUAGCAGCAGACACUUUAAAUCCUGCAAGGGGUCUCCAUGGAUCAGAUUUCUUGUUCCAGCACAUCCCACAGAUACUCAAUUAGAUUGAGAUCUGUAAAAUCUGGAGGCCAAGACAACACCUUGAAAUCUUUGUCAUGUUCCUCAAACCAUUCCUGAAUAACUCUUGCACUGUGUCAGGGUGUAUUAUCAUGCUGAAAGAGGCCAGUGCAAUUAGGAAACACCAUUGCCAUGAAUAGGUGAAUGUGGUCUUCAACAAUCUCUAGGUAGGUGAUGCAUUUAAAAGUAGUGAGUGAGCUUGUGUGUGUGUUUGUGUGUCUGCUAGUGAGUGAGUGAGCUUGUGUGUUUGCCUGUCUGCUAGUGUGUGAGCUUGUGUGUGUGCCUAAUAGUGAGUGAGCUUAUGUGUGUGUCUCAGUGAGCUAGUCUGUAGUGAGCAUGUGUGUGUCAGUGAGCUUGUCUGUAGUGAGCAUGUGUGUGUGUGUCAGUUAGCUUGUCUGUUGGAAGCAUGUGUGUGUGUCAAUAGCUUUUCUGUAGGGAGCAUGUGUGUCAGUUAGCUUUUCUGCAGUGAGCAUGUGUGUGUCAGUGAGUGUGUGUGUGUGACAGUGAGCUUGUCUGUAGUAAGCUUGUGCGUGUCAGAGUUUGUCUGUACUACCUUUGUGUGUGUAUACCAAUAAGCUUGUCUCUGUGUGUCAGUGAGCCUAUUUGUGUGCAUCUGUGAGCUUGUGUUUUCAUGUCACUGAGCUUAUGUAUAUCAGUAAGAUUGUUUGUCUAUGAUGCUGUGUAUCAAUGAGCUUGUGUGUGUCAGUGAGAUUGUCUAUGUCUGCAUGUGAAUACACUUACUGUAUAAAUAAAGGGAUCCUAAAAUGCAAGGAAAACAUAUCUGUUUUCCUGGAACGAUAGGGUUAAUAGUUUCCUCCCCUCUUCUACGGGGCUGAAAGGGUUAAAAACAUUUUCAGCCACUUACCUGAAUACAGUGCCGAUGUCGCAAUAAUAUCGUCCUUGUAAGUGCUGUUUGUGCAUGAAAAAUGCAAAAAACUUCACUAUUACUGGCGAUAUCAUCGUUGUAAUACAUUUUACUGUUUUGAAACACUAAUAUUUGUUUUCAGCGAAGUCUCCCGAGUAGAACAGUACACCCCAUGUACAGGUUUUAUGGUGUCUUGGAAAGUUAUAGGUUAAAUAUAGUGCUAGCAAAUUAAAUUCCCUUUACUUUCGGCAUGGGUUGUCAGGCAGGUCCCGCUAAUUGUAAUUAAUUAAGAUACCUAAUUAUGUAAAAAUAGUACAUAAAUAUAUAUGUAGAAUUAAUAUAUGUAUAUAUAUAUAUAUGCGUAUGUGAAUAUAUAUGUGUACAUAUAUAUAUAAUUUUUAAAAAAUAUUUUUAUUUAUAUAUAGGUAUAUAUAGUGAUAUAUACGUAUAUAUUUAUGUAUAUAGAUAUAUAUUAUUUCGUUCUACGUGUAUUUUGAUAUAAAUAUAUAUAUAUUAAUAUCACAAUACAGUUAGAAUGAAAUAACACACAUCUAUAUAUUUUUUAAUUAUUUUUUUAAAUUAUUUUUUUAAUUUUAUUUUUUAACGUAUUUACAUAUUAAAUUUUUUUAUAUUAUAUAUAAAUAUAUAUAUAUAACAAUAAUUAUAUAUAUUUAAUCUAUAUCAGUCUAUGUGUAAUUUGAUAUUAAUAUAUAUAUAUAUAUAAUUAUAUAUAUAUUAAUAGUAAAAUACACCUAGACAGUGUAUGUGUGUGUAUGUAUAUAUAUAUAUAUAUAUAUAUAUAUAUAUACUUAGAUCUAAGUAUAUAUUUAUUUAUUUUUACACUUUUUAACUUUUAUUUAAUUUUAUUUCCAGCCAACAGGGGGACUAACUGUCAUUACAGGCAGCAAGGACCUCACUCGCAGGGACCUCACUCUCACAUGGCCGGGGGGGGGGGCUGCCAGGAGGAAGAUCUGCCGCGGGGGGGCUCCCUGGGAGUCCCCCCAACCGCGAUCGCCGGCGGUCCCACCGGGUAAGUAAUGAAAGACCGGAGGGCGUACUAUUACGCCCGGCAGCGUUUAGAGCUGCCUAAAAUAGGGCGUAAUAGUACGCCCUCCGGUCUUAAGGGGUUAAACAGGUUUUGGGUUUACAUUCGGUUAUUCAUUAUUUGGAUGAUUUUCUUUUUACUGGGAAAGCUGAAUCUUCAGAUUGUUUUCAUUUAAGGCAGAUUUUCAUGUCCACUGCUCAGCAUUUUGGUAUUCCGUUGGCAAAAGAAAAGACAGUUUGGCCUAGUACAUGUUUACAGUUUUUAGGUAUAAUUAUUGAUUCUGAGCGAAUUGAGUUUCGUUUGUCUGAAGAUAAGAUUAUCAGAAUGAAGCGCAAAAUUUCUCAUUUAUUAGAUGUUAGGUAAAUUGCAAUCUGUGUUAGGUUUACUAAAUUUUGCUUCAAGAGUAAAGAUAUCCCCUGGACUGCAAGGAAGGGGAGGCAUGACUGCUGCCCUGCAGUAAGGGGUGGGAAGAUAAAAGAUACAAUGUUGCCUCUAUAGUGGGAUAUAAGAGGGAGAUCAAGGGGGUGGGACUCACCAGUGCAGAAGGAGCAGUCUGGAACAGUUCUAGGCGUUCUAGGCCUCCUUCCCACCUUUCCCCCAGUCCGGUGCGUAGAGGAGGGGGAUCGGAGGCCGGGACCAGCGGGCAGCAGCCGGCGCCGGAGCAUGGAGGCGGUGAUGGCGGAUCCCGGGCUUCCAGGAGGCAGCCGCGGGUGGUGAGAGCUGCAGUGAGGCGGGCCAAAGAUGGCGGAGCGCGGGAAGAGCGCUCGCGCAGUCCUCCUUCUCUUCCGGUCCGGCCGGAAGUGACGCAUCGACGUCGGACGUCCGGGCGGUGCGUGGAGACGCCGGACGUCACAAGGGGCGCGUACGCGACGGACGCACGGCGCACAGUGCGGACGUCACAGGCCCCACCGGAGAACCCGGAAGUGCGCGAAAAUGCGGCGCCGGAGCCCCAGGGGAGCCGUGGGGGCGCCCAAGCUCGGGAUCGGAGGGCUGUACAGCCCAGGAGAAGGCUGGGGGCGGAUGCCCUGCAGCAAAGAGAGCCCAGAACGCGGGGACUGCCGGACAGGAGUCCAACAUGGGACAGCAUCCAGAGGAGGCUACAGGAGGACUCGGAAUCCGGAUCAGAGGAGGAAGAUUUGGACCAUAGGACGGCUCCCAGACCUCGCCAACCUGAGCAGGCUACCGUGGCAGCUCCACUAAGCGGUGAGUUGGCUUGCGCUAGCGCUUGGGGUAGCCUAGCUGGGGGACAGGGUGCGCUAGGGCAGGAGCAGGCUGCGGAUAGGGAAUUGUUGCGCUUGCUCAGGGCAGUGGUAGAUAGGUUGCCAGCUGCGCAUAGCCAAUCAGGGGACGUGCGCAGGGUGCUGGAGGAGGCUCCAGCUGAUAGGGCUCAGGCGGGGGGGGGUUCCGUCCCUCUCUACCGGGUUGUGAACUGUCCCCCUUGGGCAUGCAUGUCCCAGGGGAGACGCGGGAUAAGAUUAUUAAAGGGGAAUUUGUGGACUUUUUGUCCCUGGUUUCCCCGGACAGGGAUUCUGUGGAUCGACCACGUCGUGGCGAGCCACAGGACCCCGAGAAGGGUAAGCAAAUCCCACGAACGUUUGGGAAUUGGUUACAGGGUUUCGCGGUUUUCGCAAGUAUUCUGACCCGUCGGUUCCCGGAUAGGGCGCCGCAGCUGUUCGGAUACUUGGAUCUGAUUUGGGGUGCGUAUAAGGUGUAUGGCGGGCAGAGCUGGUUUCGUUACGACCAGCAGUUCCGGCAGAAGAUGGCGGCGUGUCCUGGAUUGGACUUCGGCACGCAGGAUGGCAGCCUGUGGCUGUUGCUCAUGACGCCGAGUCGUCCGGCGUCCUUUCCAGGGGCAGCCGGCGCCGGAGCUUCCUCCGGUGCGCCGGCUGGGCAGAAAAAGGGAGUGUGCUGGCUCUUCAAUGAGAGCCACUGCAGGUGGUACUCCUCCUGUAGGUUCAAGCACGAGUGCUCACAUUGCGGGGGGGCUCACCCCGCCAUGCGAUGCUUCAAGAAGGCGAAGCAGUCCAUUCCCAAGGCAGGGUCACGAGAGGAUGGUUCCAAGGGGGAGGACACCAGUGAGCGUGGCAAGGAUGUUGCCAUGGCUCGAGGCCUACCCUAAACGCUGCGAUGCCGCGGUGUUGGAGGAAGGGUUUUCAGUCGGAUUCUGGAUCCCCUUUGUCUCCUCGGCGGAGCCACGGUUGGCAGAUAAUCUUCGGUCGGUCAAGGGUAGGGAGGAAGUUUUGGGUGCCAAGUUGGAAAAUGAAUUGACAUUGCGGCGCAUGGCGGGGCCGUUUUCUUACCCCCCAUUUCCCAACUUGCGGGUAUCGCCCUUGGGGCUGGUACCUAAAAAGGAGCCUGGCUCCUUUCGGUUGAUUCAUCACCUGUCCUACCCGGCUGGGAGGUCGGUGAACGAUGAUAUCGAUAAGGAAUUCAGAAGGGUGCGUUAUGCUUCGUUUGACAGGGCCCUGUCAUUGGUUAGGGAAGCGGGGUUGGGGGCUCUCCUGGCUAAAUCAGACAUCGAAUCGGCCUUUCGGUUAUUGCCGGUUCACCCAGAAUGUUGUCACCUGCUGGGUUGUCAAUUCCAGGGGUCGUUUUUCUACGACAUGUGCCUUCCCAUGGGUUGUUCGAUCUCGUGUUCUUAUUUUGAAAUGUUGUCCUCGUUUUUGGAAUGGUCUGUGGUUCAGUAUUCGGGUUUGGAUUCGGUGACGCACUUCUUGUUUGUGAGUCCUCGGGAGGGUGACGGAUGUUCUCGGUUGUUGGCGGCCUUCCGCGCAGUGUCCGCGUGGUUUGGCGUACCAGUGGCGGAGCAGAAGACGGAGGGGCCAGCCACUAGGCUGUCGUUUUUGGGCAUCGAGAUUGACACCGUGGACAUGGUUUUUCGCUUACCGGACGAAAAGCUAAUGGUCCUGCUCAAGCAGAUUGACUUGGUAAAAUCGGCUCGGAAGGUACAGUUGCGCACGAUGCAAGUACUGCUGGGUCACCUAGCCUUUGCUUGCAGAGUCUUGCCCAUGGGGCGGGCCUUUUGCCGGCGCUUGUCAUUGGCGACGGUUGGUAUCCGGGAGGCUCACCAUUUUAUUCGGGUGUCGGCCAAACUUAGGGCUGACUUACAGGUAUGGAGCGUCUUCCUGGGUAGGUAUAACGGCCGAUCAUGCUGGUUGCGGGAAGCGGUUCCCAAUGCCGAACUUGAUCUGUACACGGAUGCAUCGGGAUCGGUAGGGUUUGGGGCUUACUUUCAGGGCAAGUGGUGUGCGGCUGCUUGGCCAGCGGCGUGAGCUGGAGUUGAUGCAGAACCUUACGUUCUUGGAGCUGUUCCCCAUAGUGGUGGCGCUAGCACUGUGGGGGGACGAAUUGCGGAACCGGGUGGUGGUUUUCACACAGAUAACAUGAGUGUGGUCCAUGUGAUUAACCGAUCAUCGUCUGCAUCUCCUCCAGUGCUGUCUCUCUUGCGUCACCUAGUGCUGCUGAGCUUACAGUUUAAUGUGUGGUUGCAGGCUCGGCAUGUUCCAGGGGUUUUGAAUGUGGUGGCUGACUCUCUUUCUCGGUUUCAGUGGGACCGUUUUCGGGAGUCGGCCCCGGAAGCAGAUCAGGAGGGUCUUCGCUGCCCGGCAUACUUAUGGGACCUGGUUUCGGAGGGCUGAUGUCCUUGGUGUCGGCAUCGUUGUCGGCGGCUACGUGGAAGGCAUACAGGUCGGUAUGGGUAGGUUGGCUGUCGUGUGUGGAGGGGUCUGAUCGUAUGUCAUCGGGGUCUGCCCGGUUCUCAGUGACGUUACGCUAUAUGAGUAGGCUCCUGGAGCAAGGUCACUCAUGCGCGUCGGCGGAGAGAGCGCUGUCGGCUCUGUCGUUUUUGUUUCGGUUUCUAGGCUGGCGGGACAUAAUGAAGGAGUUUUGCCUGCAGCGGGUUCUGCGCGGUUGGAGGACCCGGAGGCGUCCGGACCGGCGGCGUCCGAUUUCAGUGGAGCUGUUGUGGCAGUUGAUGGGGGCAUUGCCGGGGGUCUGUGUCUCGGUAUCAGAGAGUCGGUUGUUACAGGUUAGUUUUGCGCUUUGUUUCUUCGGGGCAUUGCGGGUGGGGGAGCUUGUCGCCCCCAAUCGCCGUUCUGUUUCUCCUCUCUUGCUGUCAGAUGUGCGUUGGACGGAUGGGUUUGUGGACCUGCAUAUCCGCAGAUCCAAGACAGAUCAAGCUGGGGCUGGUGUGUGGCUCAGGGUGGGGAGCUAUGGUGGUGAGUAUUGUCCGGUCCGGCUCUUCCAACAGUAUAUGGCGAGUCGGCCGGCGGCGGCCUCAUUGUUGGUGCAUGCGGAUGGGUCCCCGCUUACGCGUUUUCAGUUUGCGUCAGUGUUGGGUAGAGCGCUGGUGGACUGCGGUCAAGAUCCAUCAGGGUUCUCGCCCCAUUCCUUUAGGAUCGGGGCCGCUACUCAGGCUAGCGGUAUGGGUUUGGCAGGCUCGGUGGUGCAGCGAUUAGGCAGAUGGUCUUCUAGGCGGUUUCAGCUGUAUGUUCGUCCACAUUUGUUAUAAUUUGUUUCAGGUUGCGUCCCCCAUUACGUAUGGAUCUUGGGGCAUUCGUUUAUAUAUUGGGCAGCUCGACGGGCUCAGUCUCGCUCCUAUGGACGGAACCUAGGGAUCUCCAUGGACAUAGCAAGGGUACGCUGGAGGGGUGUUCGGGGUCUGUCCUGGAGUCAAGUCUAUCCGGAGUGCGUGGCCCUGAGCAGGUUCGUGUCGGGGGCGGUUACAAUUGUGAUCCAUGCGGGAGGUAAUGAUUUAGGGAGGGUUAGAUCGGUGGAUCUGAUGCACUCUGUCAAGCACGACUUGGCCCGGUGUUUGGCACUAUUCUCAGGCUGUACUCUGAUUUGGUCGGAGAUUGUUCCCCGUCCUGGCUGGCAGGUCUUGCCGCAUGCCAAGGGCCUGGAGCGGAGCAGGCGCAAGCUCAACAUGACGAUCUCUCGGUUUGUGCGGCGGCUUGGUGGUGUGGCGGUUCGGCAUGUGGAGCUGGAGGGGGACAAUCGGAAUUUGAUGAGGGCGGACGGAGUGCACCUGAACCAAAUAGGAUUGGACAUUUUUAAUGCGGGUCUGCAGUCGGGUAUAGAAAAGGCGCUGGCUGCGGGGGGCGCGAUGCCGGGUAAAGAGAGGGAGGGCCAGCAUCGCGGUGGCGGAGUUCCUGGCCAGCGCACGUAAUGCACGGUAAGGAUUUGGGGAGUCGCAGCCUGCUAGGGCUGAUGGCCGAAGGCAGGCUGUACGAACUCUGGAUAAAGACUUGGAGUAUCUGUCUGUUGGGUAGUCACCCCAACAGCUGACAGGUGGAAAUGCUGGUUGUGUAAAAGUUUAAUAAAGCUGUGGCCGUUGCCCUUACCCAACAAUCAGGUGUCAUGUCGUUAUUGGGGGUAACGGUUUUGGGUAUUUGGGGUCAGCAGUCAAGAUAUCCCCUGGACUGCAAGGAAGGGGAGGCAUGACUGCUGCCCUGCAGUAAGGGGUGGGAAGAUAAAAGAUACAAUGUUGCCUAUAUAGUGGGAUAUAAGAGGGAGAUCAAGGGGGUGGGACUCACCAGUGCAGAAGGAGCAGUCUGGAACAGUUUCCCGCCCGCCCUCCCCCCAAAUAAUUUCCCAUGCUAUGUGAUGGUUUGGCUUGUGGUGUUGUUUGUUUCUGUUCUUGUUUUGUCACAGCUAUGGCGGAGUUCCUGGCCAGCGCACGUAAUGCACGGAAAGGAUUUGGGGAGUCGCAGCCUGCUAGGGCUGAUGGCCGAAGGCAGGCUGUACGAACUCUGGAUAAAGACUUGGAGUAUCUGUCUGUUGGGUAGUCACCCCAACAGCUGACAAGUGGAAAUGCUGGUUGUGUAAAAGUUUAAUAAAGCUGUGGCCGUUGCCCUUACCCAACAAUCAGGUGUCAUGUCAUUAUUGGGGGUAACGGUUUUGGGUAUUUGGGGUCAGCAGUCAUGCCUAUGACUAGGGCCUUUUCCAGACAUAUGUCAAGAGCUAUAGCUGAUUUUACAAAUCUGCAUCACCAUGUUAGAAUUUCUAGACAGAUCAAAGAAGAUUUACAUGUAUGGAAUGAAUUUUUAUGCAACUUUAAUGGUUCCAUGAUUUGGCAAAGUGAUUUUGUAUCUAAUUGGGAUUUGGAUAUUUUCAUGGAUGCAGCUGGGUCUCAAGGCUACGGCAUAUAUUUUCAUGGUAGAUAGGCAGCAGCUGGUUGGCCCCAGUCGUGGUUUGAGUAUGGUUGGACAAGAAUGAUUACUCUUUUGGAAUUAAUUCCGAUAGUUGAAGCCCUUGAUGUCUGGGGCUCCGUAUUGGCUAACAAGAGGAUUAUUUUUCAUUGUGACAAUUUAGGGGUGGUUUGGGUAAUCAAUUCCCUUAAGGCAAAAUGUAAUCCCGGUGAUCAAUCUAAUGAGACGUCUGGUUUUUAUUUGUUUGGUGAAUAAUAUAUAGGUAAAAGCAAAGCAUGUAAAGGGAAAAAGUAAUUGUAUAGCUAAUGCAUUGUCCCGUUUUGACUUCAAGUCUUUCAGAUCACUUGCACCUCUAGCGGACGAAGUUGGAACGAGGUUGCUAGAACACAUCUGGGAGCUAACUUCACCCAGAUAAGCCAAUUACUGGGUUUAUCGUUAUCUACAACCACUUGGGGGGCAUACCUGAAGGCUUGGGAAGAAUGGCAGCAGUGUAUGCUUAAAGGACCACUAUAGGCACCCAGACCACUUCAGCUCAAUGAAGUGGUCUGGAUGCCAGGUCCAUCUAGGGUUAACCCUGCAGCUGUAAACAUAACAGUUUCAGAGAAACUGCUAUGUUUACAUAAGGGUUAAUCCAUCCUCUAGUGGCUGUCUCAUUGACAGCCGCUAGAGGCGCUUCCGCGCUUCUCACUGUGAUUUUCACAGUGAGAAGAUGCCAGCAUCCAUAGGAAAGCUUUGAGAAAUGCUUUCCUAUGGACUGACUGAAUGCGCGUGCGGCUCUUGCCUCUCAUGCGCAUUCAGCAGAUGACGUUGGAAGAGGGAUGAGAGUCCCCAACGCCGAAGGAGCCCGGCGCUGGAGAAAGGUAAGAAUGUAACCCCUUCCUCCCCCUUCAGCCCGGCGGGAGGGGGUCCCAGAGGGUGAGGGGGACCCAAAGACCUUAGAGAGCCAGGAAAAUGAGUUUGUUUUCCUGGCACUAUAGUGGUCCUUUAAUUUAAAUAGGGACGCCACUGAUCCCACUAUACAGGAUGCAAUUCAAUAUAUGAUUACAAAAGUUCGGGCCGGCGUAUCCAAGUUUUCUUUUAAAAGAGCCCUUUUAGGCAUUUCCUUUUUCCUUAAAGUAUUAGGAAAGAAGUCUGUGUUUAAGGAAUUCAUUAUUCAACAAAUGUUAAAGCGGGCUUGGAUAAAGAAAGCGCCAGUCCAUGAUAACAGGUCCCCUGUCUCCUUUCAGCUUUUGGGUGAUUUGGUAAAAUAUUUGAGCUCCGUUUGUAAAGAUGCAUUUGAGACCCAAUAAUAAAGCCAUGGAGAAAUUUAUGCCAUCAGUUGGUGGUUUUUCUUUUCGCCACAUUGACAUUGAAGGGCUGUGCAAAGGCUUGUUUAUAUGGGAUGGUAUUCAAUUAUCUGAUGUUGGGUUGGAUAUUUUUAAUAAAGAUAUGCAGUGCAUGAUCGAUAAGGCCGUGGUCUGGUGGGGUGGGCUGCAGCAUUAGUUGCAUGCUGCAGUGUGUGGGGUUAAGGUCUCCUGCCUAAUUUAAAGGGGGGUUGGGGUGGACUAGCUGAGUUUCGUUAUCAUUUGGUUUAAGUUUUGGCUAAUAGGGUGGAACUCUGGUGAGUUAUGUGUUAAAUAUCUAGGGGUUUAAAGACUGGAGAUGUUUGAUUAAUUCUCUGGGGGUUUAAAAACCAGAGAUGUUUGGUUAUAAAGUUAAUAAGUGAUGUUUGUAUUAUUUGUAAACUAAAACACCACAGCCUUUUCAGCACACUUCUGAGUCUGUGUUUUAUUUAUUGUGUUUCUGUGCCUUGUUAUGCUAUGUAUUACUUGUUGUUAUUAUGUGUCAGUCUGAAUUAACCCCUGUUGAGCACAUGCUUGAAGUUAAGAGUUAACUUUUUAGUAAGGACUUGAGACAUUGCCAUGAGACACCAAUCCUCUAUUCUUGCUUCAUAGUGUAUCAUGCUUUAAAUGCUGCAAAGGUAGUCAGCGACAAUCAGUAUACAAAGUCACAUAUCAAAGGCAUCGAUAAAGAAACUCUCUCAGUGCUGUAAUCUGUAGAGAGCACCUUGCACACAUCUAAGUGUGUCUCACAGGAAAGCAUUGAAUUCAGUUGGUUGUUAUAGAGGAAGCUGAGGCUGUCUAGGAGACAGCCACUAGAGAUGUAUCUAACCCUGCCAUAUAGAUUGCAGCCUCAACAAAACUGCAAUAUUUUGCAAUGCAGGGUUAAAAGUACAGGGUUACUGAGAUAAAUUGAUGUGGGUGACUUUAGUGGUCCUUUAUUGUAUGAACAGCCAAGCUCAAUGUUUUGUUUAUUUGCAAGUAAAAAAAUAUAUUAAGAAUUGUGAUUUCUCUCCUCCCCACCCCCUCCCCCCCAUUGAUUUAUUUUCAUAUAACUGCGUGCAGGAAAUAUAUUCUCCUUUAGUUAUGUAUGAGCUGUGCAACACAUACAAUAUAUUAAUAUUAAAUGGCUCACUUGGUUUGUGGUUUGUAGAAACAUCACAAAAACAUAUAUAAAGGAAUAGUGAAUCAACAUUUAUUUAAAUAAACCAUACUACGUGCACUCAAAGCAGCACUUAAUAUACAUGAGCCAUUUAAAGGACCACUAAUGGCACCCAGACCACUUCAGCUUAAUGAAGUGGUCUGGGUGCCAGGUACAUCUAGGAUUAACCCUUUUUUUUUAUAAACAUAGCAGUUUAGAAACUGCUAUGUUUAUAUUAGGGUUAAUCCAGCCUCUAGUGGCUGUCUCAUUGACAGCCGCUAGAGGCGCUUGCGUGCUUCUCACUGUGAAAAUCACAGUGAGAAGACGCCAUUGUCCAUAGGAAAGCAUUGUAAAUGAUGACGUCGCUGUGGAGGAGGAGAGCUCCCUGCCUGGCGCUGGAGAAAGGUAAGAUUUUAACCUCUUCCUCUCCCCAGAGCCCAGUGGGAGGGGGACCCUAAGGGUGGGGGCACCCUCAGGGCACUAUAGUUCCAGGAAAACGAGUAUGUUUUCCUGGCACUAUAGUGGUCCUUUAAGGCUCAUUUGCGGUUAUGUACAGGUAUGGUAUACAGUAGUUCUAAAAGUGGACAUCACUAUGGAAUCCAUGAACGCUCACUUUUAGAACUUUACCCUAGAAGUAUUUUUUUUUUUUAGUUGACGCCUAGAUUCCUACUCAGUAAACAUUUAUACUAUAACAUUAUGCAAUAGUUUUCUUUAUUAUUAUAAAAAAAAACAUUUCACGUGGGGUCCUUACUUCUUUCUCAUGUAGCUGUAUAGAACUUAUAGUACUGAAAUACGCUGGGGUCCGUCACUCCGGUAGGUGGCGCUCAAGUCACCUCUUCGCCUUUCUGUUGGUCUCUUUCGUUCUUCUAAUCAAGUCGCGAAGUAGUGGCAUUUUGGCGACAGCUGCACUGGGACGCCGUGGACCAUGGCUACUGAGGGCAAGGUGAGCGCAGGCUGGCAGAGCUCUAUUACACAGUAUGUCAGAGGGUGAGGGUGGCAGUCAUGGUGCAUGGAGCCAGCUCUGUACAUACACUGUGUCUGCUAUCCUGCUUACUGAGCAGCAGGGACGUGAACUUGACACUGAGGAUUGGGGGAGGCUGUAUAACAUAUCUACCAGGUUUAGAAAACACAGUUCCUGUGUAUUUUAUUUUUUUAAUUAGGAUUAGUGUUAGAGUUCAGUUAGAGUUUGACACUCUGGAUAUAGGAUAGUGAAAGGCUAAGGUAAUAUUUUAUUUUAUAGAACUUUAGUAAUGCUUGCUGUAAUAACACAAUGUGAUUGAUAUAUAAAAAAAAUGUCUGGGUGAAGAAAGUGGUGUAAUUAUAACAAGGUGCAGUUAUGUAUUAACAGAGACAUGUAAACGGAAUUAGAAUAGUUUAAAAUAGCAUGGUGUGCUUUUCAUAGACCAGUGGUCUGCAGAAAUUCAAUUUCUAAGGAAUUAAGGCUAGUAUUGCUUUGAUAAAUGCUGACCAGUAAAAUCUGGGCACUGAGUAUAUAUGCUGUCUUUUUUUUUUUUUUGCAAAUGAUUGUUUAUGUUUCUCUGUUAUGUAGGUCAUCAAAUGUAAAGCAGCCAUAGCCUGGGAGGCUGGGAAACCCCUUUCCAUUGAAGAAGUGGAAGUUGCACCACCAAAGGCCCAUGAAGUCCGCAUCAAGGUAAUUUGAUGCAUUGUACCAUGUUACAGUAAGGAAGUACAUGUGUUCGAUGGGUAUUAAGAAAAGAAAAAUGCAUAUGUUAGCUGUGUUUAAUAGAGAAUAAAAUGGUCCCUUGCAAUAAUUUUUAAUUUUUUUUUUUUUUUUCCUUCCUUGAGCAUUUGAUUAGGUAAAGCCAAAUUUGUUGGCUGAUUAAUUUAAGAGGUACCUCAGACUAAUAAGUGUUUUUAAAUGUAUUUCCAUUAACAUUGCAGUUGUGUGUUAACUUUUUCUUUAACCCCUUAAGGACCAAACUUCUGGAAUAAAAGGGAAUCAUGACAUGUCACACAUGUCAUGUGUCCUUAAGGGGUUAAGGAAUCACAUUCUUGAAGUUUUAACAUUUGUAAAUAGCUAAAUUCUUCGUAAAAUUAAAAUUUAAAAAAAACUUUACUUGCGCACUUUCCCAAAUCCUUAGGCACAUUUAAAUAACUGGAGGUUAUGAAAUAACUGGAGUUUAAAGUUGUACACCGAAGUCUUAAAUAAUUGGCAAGAUGAUUACAGCAAUGUACUACAUAAAGAAUUUAUUCGCUAUAAUUUGAACAGAUCUUUGAUAUAUAAAAAAAAAAUGGUUCAUUCAGACAUAGAUGUUGCCUAUGGAAGAAAUUUUGUUUUCCUUCUUUUAAAUUAUUUAUCAUAACAAAAUACAUGACUGGAUGCACAUAACAACAGAUCAUGUUAACUUUUACAGAUAGUGUCUACGGCUGUAUGCCAUACCGAUGCCUAUACUCUCAGUGGAGCUGACCCAGAAGGCAGUUUUCCCGUGAUAUUGGGGCAUGAAGGAGCUGGAAUAGUGGAAAGUGUAGGAGAAGGUGUUACUAGAGUUAAAGCAGGUAAAAUGUGUUUCAUUGUACGUAUUUGGGGCUGGAUUCUAACGAACACUCAAGGCAUCAUAACUACUUAAUUUCUUUGAAGUGGUCAUGAGGACAAGAUUGCCCUGGCACCACCUCACAGUUGACUGUUAAGCUGUUUACUAGUGGUUUAAUGUUACACUAAGGUCCCUGGCCUCUUCUGCUCAGGCUCCCUUUUCAUUGUUAAUCCAAGUGCAGCCGUGGGGCAGUGGUAAGCUGAGAGCAUCACACGAUGAAGAUGUCAUUUGGGUACUUCAGCCAGUAUAACUACUUCAAAGAGAUGCUCAGAGUGUUACAUGCAGAAGGAGUGAGCAUUCUAGACCCUAAAUCACAUGUUGCACGCACCAACCUUAGCUCAAAUACACAGAGGUAAAUUUAUAACUGGAAGAAAGAUAUGAGUACGUGCUUGUUGUUGCACGUUUGCAUUGUAUAACACCAAAUAGCAAUUUUUAUGAGUCAUAUAAAAUCCAUUCUGCCGCUUUAGAUAUCCUAGUGUCUAAAUGAGGUAGAACAGUUAUUGGCUGUCAGCUUCAUAUGUCACAACUUUUUGGUUUUAGAAUUAUAAAAUAUUUACAGUAUUUAAGUCAUGCUUUUAAAAUUACCCUUUUUAAAUGUAUUAUGGAGGUAAACAAAUCACAAGUGAAUAUCCUUUUGUGGUGCAUUUUUCCUCAGAUUUGUAUAUUUUUCAGUGGCUUAUAAAAAAAAAAAAAGAGAGAUGUACUUAUUUAUUCUAAGCAAGGGAAUCUCUAUGCUGCUUUUACCUUGGCCUCAGGCUCUGCUAAUCCUUGUUUAGUGUGGAGGAAGAGUUUGCGUGACUACUUCUACACGGUACGAGUGAUGUUUACUUCAUCACAGCAUUACAAAUUAAAGUGCAACCUGCAAAUAUGACUUUUUUAGUAUUUUGUCUUUCCUUUCCUUCUUUUGUGACCACUAUAGGAACAAAAAAAAAUUUCCCCAGAUGUAGAACUUCUAUUAACUUGAAAGUGUUGCUUCAUGCAUGUUUUUCAUGAGUGAAAUUCUUACAGUUCUGUUAUGGAAAUGUCUAGUGUGAUAUAUAUGUCGUGUGUGUGUGUGUCUAUAUGAGUCUGCUGUUUUUUUUUUGUUUUUUUUGUUGUUUUUUUUCUUCAAAUAGUUUUUAGUAGGUAUUUAAUAUUAUAAUAAAAAAAUACAAUAAUUAAAUUAACAAUCAUAAAAAAUUGGUAAGAGGAAACUUGUGGAAGUAUCAGUCUGAAUAUACAAUAUUUUUGUGCAAUAUUAAUGUCUUUUUAUCGAUGAUAAUAAAAUAAUUAUUAUAUCUAUGUAAAACAAGUUUGUACUAAUAAUUUACAGUUUGAAUAUCUUGAAUUAUUAACAAUUAGAUUUUUAAACCUUGUUUUCCCACUCAAUCCAGAAAUAAUGAAGCUGAUCCCAUAAUAAACAUGACUUUCUAAUAGCCAUCGCAUAUGAUUUUUCUAAUGCUAACUUUAGUUCAUCAACUAUUGAGGGUAUAGCAGGAGAUUUCCAAUAUCUGGGUAACUAGGGUGUGGUGGCUAUAAGAAUAUGUCCUAUGAUUACUCUGUCUACUUUAUUAACAGAUUCUGGAAUUUUUAUGAAGAGCACGAUUUCAAUUCAGUUAUUUUCAUAUUUAAGACUGAAGUAGCCAAACUGGAAAUAUUCUCCAAAUCACCUGUGGUUCUUUUACUUUGUCCUUACAUUUUAAAUACACUUUAAAUUUGCAACAACAGUCACUAUAGUAAAUAACCAUUCUAAUGUUUUUCUGCAGAGAGUUACUUUAUCUGUCACAGCUCAUAACUGCCUCCAAUUGGAAGGGUGAAUGAAUAACCAUUUACAACUCCUACUAUUGAGGUAGCCGUUAAUGUGUCUAGUUGCCACCAGUAUCCCAGACACUGUCUUACUGGACUUGCAGGCUUUGCCAAAUGUGCAGCAGAAUUUUUACAUAGAGGAAGAUUUUACAGGUUCACACCAUUUUAUUGAUUACUUACACUUGUGCCUUAGGGGGAAUCUUGAUGGUACCCAUGGGCUACAAGCUUGGACCUUCCUACCAUGUUAAAUUUGUGUUUGUAGGUUACUUAAACUAGUCAGUGUUUAAACUGAAGCUUCUAGCCUGGCUGCCUUGUACAUAUUCUAUUAUAUAACCCUGAUAUUUUAAAUAAUCUGCACUUUUGUUUCUUUUUUUUUCUAGGCGAUAAAGUUAUUCCUCUGUAUAUUCCACAAUGUGGGGAAUGCAAGUUUUGCUUGAAUCCUAAAACCAAUCUCUGCCAAAAGAUAAGGUAGUAGUUAAGUGCAUGCUAUCUGUGUAUUGUGCAACAUUUUAGUCCCCACAUUGACAGUAAACCUUGCUAUUAAAAGUAAAAAAUAAAAUCAUCAUUAAAAUCUUGAUGAGUAAUAUCUCGAGCUACACCAGUUUUGGAUUAUAAUUCUUGUGCAAAUCCUAGUUCACAGCAGUUUAGAUUUAGCUUAAUGCACAUAGGAAAAAUAGGUUAUCGAUUAUGAGAACUCCAGCUUUCUAUUUACACAAUUCUAAAGAUGUCUCUGUUCUUUAAUAAAUUGAAAGAGCAUGAUUAUAAACUCUUUCGGAGAAACUGCUAGAGGAGCUUCCUGCUGUUUCACGGAGUUUGACUCCGUGAAACGACGCUGGACGUCCUCACGCUGUGCAUGAAGACAUCUGGCGUCUUCAAAUGCCCCAUAGGAAAGCAUUGCACAUUAGUUUACCCCUCGGCCCUGACGUCAGAGGAGACAGAACCAAUGCCGAGAAACCUGAACACUGGAAUAAGGUAAGUGAGAAAAGUGUGUUUUUUUUUUUGUUUUUUUUUAUUAAACCCUUAAACUGCCGCUCCAAGCAAAUCAAUAGCUCCACAUUGAUUUAACUUGUUAACGACCUAUGACAGUUCAGGAUUGUCAUCAGAAACAUCCACUUGAGAACUGAUGAUGGUCCUGAACUGUCAUAAUUACUUACCAGGCCUGGGGGGACAGCCUGACAGCCCAAACAGUCCUCCCUUGGCAAAUUAGGCCCCUGUGGUCACAUGGCCGCAAUAGGUGUCCAAGUAUCUGCCUGCAGGGGGACUGCCUGUUUCUGGAAAAUAAAAAUGUUAAUAAAUAAAAUAAAAAAAUUAUAUAUAUGAGAGAGAGAGAGAUAAGUGUGUGUGUGUGUGUGUAUGUAUGUAUGUAUAUGUAUGUAUGUGUAUAUAUAUAUUAUAAAAUAUAAAUAGUUAAAUACAAAUAAAUUUUUUUAAAAAUUUAAAAAAAUUUUUUAUUUUAUUCUAACUCUAUUCUGAUAUUAAUAAAUAUAUAUAUAAAAAGAAAGGUAUUGAUCCUGAGGAAAGUCCCGUUUGGUGGACUGAAACGUUGAUCGUGAUUUUUUUUUAAUAUGAAUUAAUAAAGACUAGAACUUUUAAAGUCCGUGAGUGCUGCUACCUCUUUUGGAUAUAUAUAUAUAUAUCUCAAUUUGAGGGACCUGCCUGACAACCCAGACAGAAAGUCCAGAGAAUUUAAUUUGCUAGCACUAUAUUUAACCCUGUAACUUUCCAUGACACCCUAAAACCUGUACAUCGGGUGGGUACUGUUUUACUCAGGAGACUUCACUAAACACAAAUAAUGUUUCAAAACUGUAAAACAUAUCACAGCGAUGAUAUUGUCAGUAAAAGAAAAGAUGUUUUGUAUUUUUCACACACAAAUGGCACUUUCACUGAUCUCAUUGUUGUAAUAUGUUUUACUGUUUUGAAACACUAAUAUUUGUGUUCAGAAAAGUCACCUGAGCAUAACAGUACCCUCCAUGUACAGGUUUUAUAGUGUUUUUGAAAUUUUCAAGGUUUAAAUAUAAGGAUUGAUUUUCCAUUUUUUUUUAUUUGCCUUUGAGAGCAUAUCGUAGUCCAGCAGGAAUGAGAACUACCCUCAUGAUGGCAUACCAUUUGAAAAAGAACACAACCCAAGGUAUAGCAAAUAGGGGAAGGUUCAGUCUUUUCUAGUAGCCACUCAGUCACAAACACUGGCCAAAGUUAGCGUUCAUAAUGUUUUUUUUGCAUUUUUAACACGCAAACAAAUAUAAAUGCUAACUUUGUCCAGUGUUUGUGACUAAGUGGCUACUAAAAAAGACUGAACAUAACCCAUAUUGAAUACCCUGGGUUGUCUACUCCCAAAAACAUGUGAGGUGUGAUUCAGAGAUUUAUGACAGAUAACAAUGUUACAAUGUCACUAUUGAUAAAUUUAAAAAAUAUAUAUUUUGAAACACCAAUGUCUGUCUUGUACUUCUAGCCCUAUAACUUGCAAAAAAAAGCAUGUAAGCAGUGGGUGUUUUUAAACUCAGGACAAAAUUUUGAAUAUAUUUAGCAGUAUUUUUUCAUUAGCUUUUGUAGACGAGUAAAAUUCCCCCCAAAAAUUUUUUGGGGGGGUUUUUUUAUUUUAAUUUUUCACCAUAUUUUAUUAUUUUUUAAAACUAAAUUAUAUGGCAUGAUACAAAUAAUGGUAUGUAAAGAAAGCCCUUCCUGUCCUGAAAAAAAAAUAUAUAAUUUGUAUGGGAACAGUAAAUGACAGCGGAAAAUGACAGCUAAACACAAGCACCACAAAAGUGUUAAAACAGCCCUGGUCCUUAAAGGGACACUAUAGUCACCAGUGCAACUACAUGUAUUCCUGACCCUAUAGUGUUAACACGACCAUCUAGCCCCCCUGGGCCCCUCAUGCCUCCAAAGAUAUAGUAAAAAUCUUACUGUAUUCAAGCCAGAAGCUGUAAAUCUGCAUGCUGUUAGACUCAGGAAAACAAGCAGUCUGCUGACAUGUGAUAGCCUGAUCCAAUCACAGUGCUUCCCCAUAGGAUUGGCUGAGACUGACAAGGAGACAGAUCAAAGGAAGAGCCAGUGUGAUUCAAACACAGCCCUGGCCAAUCAGCAUCUCCUCAUGAAUUGAAUCAUUGAAUCUCUAUGAGGAAAGUUCAGUGUCUGCAUGCAGUGGGAGGAGAUACUGAAUCACAAGAUGCUCGUGCACAGCAGAUCUGAGUGGAUGGAGGCAUAUUAUGCCUCCAUCAACUGAGAAGUCCCUCUGGUUCACUCUGAGUGUCUGCAACUGGAGGUGUUCCUAGCUUCCAAUGUAAACACUGUAUUUUAUCAGACAAUACAGUGUUUACAUGAGAAAGGCUGCAGGGAGCUAUAGUUCUCACCUGAACAACCUCACUAAGCUGAGGUUGUUCAGGUGACUAUAGUGUCCCUUUAAUGUACAACAUGGCCAAAACAGUCCAGUUCCUAAGGGGCUUUUAAAACAAAACAAAAAACACUUCCCUUUUUUCUUCUCCUUCAUGAUCAAUGGGGAGCUACUGAUUGGCCUGGAGCAUCAGCUCACUGCGUUAACAAAUCAGUUGCACCCUGCACUUCCUGUAACUGAGAUUAAGAAGCCAGAUGCUGACUGGGGAACCUAGAGAUCAGCGCUGGUGGCAAGAUUUGGGGUUUAACCCCUUAAUGGAAAAGAGUGCAAUUUAGAUGGUUAUUUUUGUGACCGGUUUGUCCCUUUUAAUAGUACUUGUAUUGCCUUCUUUCAAAAUAUGUGCAUGCUCUUCUCUCAGUUACUUUAAAUCAACUGCAUGCCGAAAUGUCCCUUUGGAUCGUCGAAAAACAUUAUCCUUUGGUCCUAUAUUGCAAAAUAUUUAAGCUUUGCAUAAAUCAUAAAUUAACACAGUUGUUUGAUAGCCAUAUAUUUUCUUGACAGAGUCACCCAAGGUCAGGGAUUAAUGCCUGAUGGUACCAGCAGAUUUACCUGCAACGGAAAGCAGAUUCUCCACUUCAUGGGUACCAGCACCUUUUCAGAAUACACUGUUGUUGCUGACAUCUCAGUUGCUAAAAUUGAAGACUCUGCCCCAUUGAACAAAGUCUGCUUGCUUGGCUGUGGUAUCUCAACUGGAUAUGGGGCUGCUAUUAACACUGCUAAGGUACCGUAUUUUCCGGCGUAUAAGACGACCCCCAACUUUUCCAGUUAAAAUAUAGAGUUUGGGAUAUACUCGCCGUAUAAGACUACCCCUCUUCCAAUGCACACCAAAUAAAAAUUAGCCAUGAUGUACAGUGAGCAGACAGAGCUACACAGCAAGACAUUAAAUAAUGAUAAUCUGAAAUAGCAUUUAAAGCCCAGGUAUGUGCCAGGCUGUUUGGGCAUAUAAUCCAUGCCUGCUGGUCUAGCACACAGAAGGCUAAUUGCGAUAUAUUAUUUUUACUCCCCUCCCCCUCCAUUCUUUUUACCCCCCCAUUCCUCCCUACAUUCUUCUCACCUCCCCUUCCCUGUGCAGAGAUUGUUACCUGUUCCCGGCCGGACUGAAAGGAAGUGAGCACUCAGUGCUACGUUUUCUAUGUUCUGUAUCACAUUAGGUUGUAUUUUAUAUUUGGUCAUUACUGACCUUUCAUAGUACAAAAAUGACAUAGUAGCACUAUAUUGAUGUAGCAUUUUAAAAUACAUCAUAUUCUUUGCUACCAAAUAUGGUAAUUUCAGUCUACAUUAAUAAAUCAACACAUUUAGCAAAAUACAUUUUAUACAGCUAUGUUAGUCAUUGGGAUGGAAUGCAAAGAGGCCCAGAAACAAACGUCAGUAGGUAAUCUUUUUCUUUAUACUUUUUAUGGUUAUUCCGGUUUCAUUUUUUACUUAUUUUUAACAUCCCAGUUGCCACCUGUGUAUGAAUUGCGACCAUUUCGCUCACACUAGCUAAGUGAAUAAAUAUGAUAUUUGUGUUUUGUAAUUUUCCUUUUAGUAUUUGUGAGAUUUGAAGAAAAAAAUACAAUAGGUGUCACUUGGAUUGGUAUAAAAGCUUCUAUUGUUUGUUGAAAUAUAACACAAAGAGAAAUUAUGCAAUUUCCCCCCUUCCCUUCAGGUUGAACCUGGCUCCACAUGUGCAGUUUUUGGCUUGGGAGGAGUUGGUCUGGCAGUUAUCAUGGGCUGUAAAGUAGCUGGAGCUACUCGCAUUAUUGGAGUUGAUCUUAAUAAAGAGAAGUUUGGAAAGGCAAUGGAAUUUGGUGCUACUGAAUGCAUCAGUCCUCUAGAUUACAGCAAGCCCAUUCAAGAAGUGCUGGUGGAAAUUACAGAUGGUGGAGUAGACUAUUCUUUUGAGUGCAUCGGAAAUGUUGGAGUUAUGGUAAAUCUACAUCCUACAUUGCUUGAUGCGGACUGUAUUCUGUACGGUAAAACUUUAUUAAAUACAAUAUGUAUAAUAAUAUUAAAGGACCACUAUAGUGCCAGGAAAACAUACUCAUUUUCCUGGCACUAUAGUGCCCUGAGGGUGCCCCCUCCCGUCCGGCUCUGGAAAGGGGUUAAAACGUACCUUUUUCCAGCGCUGGGCGGAGAGCUCUCCUCUCCCGAUACUCCGCCCAUUCGGCUGAAUGCGCACGCGCGGCAAGAGCUGCGCGAGCAUUCAGCCGGUCGCAUAGGAAAGCAUUUACAAUGCUUUCCUAUGGACGCUUGCGUGCUCUCACUGUGAUUUUCACAGUGAGAAUCACGCAAGCGCCUCUAGCGGCUGUCAAUGAGACAGCCGCUAGAGGAAUUGGAGGAAGGAUUAACCCAUUUGUAAACAUAGCAGUUUCUCUGAAACUGCUAUGUUUAUAAAAAAAAUGGGUUAACCCUAGCUGGACCUGGCACCCAGACCACUUCAUUAAGCUGAAGUGGUCUGGGUGCCUAGAGUGGUCCUUUAAGUAAAAAUAAUUCUUCAUAGUAAACUACUAAUAGCUUGUUUGUGUUCUAGAUUCUAGGUUUGAAUUGAAUUUCCCUUUUUUUUUUUUUUUUUUAAACAUAGAAUUCUGACGGCAGAUAAGAAUCAUUCGGCCUGUCCAGUCUGCCCAAUUUUCUAAAUACUUUCAUUAGUCUCUUUUAUCUAGGAUAGCCUUAUGCUUAUCACACGCAAGCUUAAACUCCCUCACUGUGUUAACCUCUACCACUUCAGCUGGAAGGCUAUUCCGUGCAUCCACUACCCUGUCAGUAAAGUAAUACUUCCUGAUAUUAUUUUUAAACCUUUGUCCCUCUAAUUUAAGACUAUGUCCUCUUGCUGUGGUAGUUUUUCUCCUUUUAAAUGUAGUUCCCUCCUUUACUUUGUCGAUUCCCUUUAUAUAUUUAAAUGUUUCUGUCGUAUCCACCAAUCUCAUCAUUCCUCUAAGAUCCUUUAACCUUUCCUGGUACGUUUUACCUGCAAUCCAUGAACCAGUUUUGUAGCCCUUCUCUUCUACAAAGAUAUUUUUUUUAAUUGUUAUUCAUUUUAUCAGAGAGCUGCUUUAGAAGCUUGUCAUAAAGGCUGGGGAACAAGUGUUGUAGUUGGUGUAGCAGCAUCUGGACAGGAAAUCUCAACGCGUCCAUUUCAGCUUGUCACAGGCCGAACUUGGAAAGGAACUGCAUUUGGAGGUGAGACUUAUAUUUGGCAGUGUCGAAAAUUAAAUUAUGUUUUAAACAAAUCUGUUGCAACUUUUAAGGCAUUCGUAAACUAUUUUGGAACCCUCAAACCAAAGGGUGAGUGGGGGGGCUUUUUUCAUGAAUUUUAUUAUUUAUAAAUGUAUAUAUUAUUAUAGGUUUAUCCAUCCAUUGUAUGUUACAUACUGCAUAAUGUAACUAAACACACUGUAAGUAUGCUCAUCCUAUGUUUUAGGAGGAAAGCAACAGAGAUUAGAUUUUUUUGUGUUUUCCUCAAGUAAAUGUACUGAAGCUCGUUUCUUUUUAAAUCUACAUCCAGCAUAAGUCACAUUUUGCCCUGUAAAUCAAGACUAGCUCGAAUGAAGCACUAGAGCAGCGUUUCCCAAUUGGUAUUUUGCCAAAAAUGUUUAAAAUAAAAUGGCUGCGGGUGGCGAGGGAGCAGUGGGCAGUGAUCUCCCUGCUCAGCUUUCUCGCACGAACAGGAGUGAAUCUGGAGCUGGAAUAUGACGUCACUCUGGCAUCACUAAGAGGCGCACGAGGGAGCUGAGCAGGGAGAUGACUGCUCCCUUUCCGCCCACGCACCAGCCGCUCAGCAGCCCCACUGGACCCCAGGGACUGCAUGCUCAGCCCAGCAGCACCACUGGACCCCAGGGAGCGCACACUCAGCCCAGCAGCCCCACUGGACCAAUAGGACAUAGAGACUCCAUGCCAGCACUCCAAAACGUAGGAGGGCUGAGUGGAGAAAAAUAAAAAAACAAUUGUAUGUGUGUCUGUUAGAGCGUUUGUAUGUGUUUGUGUGCCUGUCAGAUAGUAUAUGUGCUUGUCCGUGAGUGUGUAUAUGUAAAAAGGUAGAAAUAAGAUAAAGGAAUCUGCCUAUCAAAGGAAGAAAGUCUCCUUACUGAAAUUACCGUAUAUACUCGAGUAUAAGUCGACCCGAAUAUAAGCCGAGGCCAGUAAUUUUACCACAAAAAACUGGGAAAACUUAUUGACUCGAGUAUAAGCCUAGGGUGGGAGAUGCAGCAGCUACUAGUAAAUUUCUAAAUAAAAUUAGAUCCCAAUAAAAUUACAUUAAUUUAAUAUUUAUUUACAGUGUAUGUAUAUAAUCAAUGCAGUGUGUGUGUGUGUGUGUAUAUAAUGAAUGCAGAGUGUGUGUGUGUGUGUGUGUGAAUGCAGUGUGUAUAUAUAAUAAAUGCAGAGUGUGUGUGUGAAUGCAGUGUGUAUAUAUAAUAAAUGCAGUGUGUGUGUGUUUGUGUGAAUGCAGUCUAUGUGUAUAUAAUGAAUGCAGAGUGUGUGUGUGUUUGUGUGAAUGCAGUCUAUGUGUAUAUAAUGAAUGCAGAGUGUGUGUGUUUGUGUGAAUGCAGUCUAUGUGUAUAUAAUGAAUGCAGAGUGUGUGUGUUUGUGUGAGUGUGUGUGCAUUAUAUACACACACUUUGUGUGUAUAUAUUGCAGAGUGUGUGUAUAUAAUGCAGUUAGUGUGUGUUUGUGUAGUGUGUGUGUGUGUGUAAACUUGGUGGGGGGGGGCAUUUUUAUUAUUAUUUUUUUUUUAAAUUAUUUUAAUAUUGAAUUUUAGGUUUUUUAGUCCCCCCUCCCUGCUUGUUACCUGUCCAGGGAGGGGGCUAUAUCAUUCCCUGGUGGUCCAGUGGAUGGGCUGUUCAGUGUGGGGGCCGUCAGGAAGCGUUUACUUAGCUUUACAGCAGCUCCCCUAUCAGCUCCGUUCACCUCCCCUGUUUAGCUCACAGUGUAAGUCUUGCGGUCUGCGUGGCGCGUUGCCACGGUAACCCAUGGCAACGCUCUGACGGCCACGGGUGUCGCGAGACUUACACUGUGAGCUGAACAGGGGAGGUGAACAGAGCUGACCGGGGAGCUGCUGUAAAGGUAAGUAAACACUUCCUGCCAGCCCCCAACAGGACCACCGGGCUUAUAAUGAGCCCGGCGGUCCUGGUCUGUAUUAUGGCAAUGUAAGUUUAUUGCCUUACAUUGCUUAUACUCGAGUAUAUACGGUACCUUAUAAGUAGAGUCAUUCAAAGGUAAUGGCAAAGCAACAAAAAAUAAUAAACUUUGCUUAAACAAGAUCCUAAAGUUAAAAUAUGAUAAAGUGACAAAAAGGAGAACAGGAGAAAGUGUCUUGUAAUAAUCAACAAGUAUAAAGGGUAUUGAAAAAUCCCUUUAUAAAACCUUAGUGUGCUGCAUGCUCCAAACAAUAUGUAUAGUAUAGCCUGAGGAAAGCAAAACGUCCGAGGUGCUCAAGAUAUCGGUUACACAGCAGGCAGCAUACAGAACAUGUAGCCUGUGUGGGACAGUACGUGAAAAGAUAGUCAAAGAUAGGUAAUAGCCAUUGGGGUUCUAUGAAUAAAACCCCUAAGAUAGAGUAGUGGGAGUAGACGUGCAUCUAGUUGAAUGGAGGCAUAACCCCACAAUAAAACCAAUGGUAGCCAAACCCCACUCCCAAACCAACCGUGCUAAUAACCCUCCGUAGCUAGGAGGCUAUCCAGAUAAAUGGCUAGAGCUAUCCAACCUAAUCACUUCGGCUAUCUGCUGCUUCUGGCAGCUAAAAGAUUAUAUGUAGCUUGCCCUGCUACUUAGUGUGCCAAUGCACUUAUUCUUUUAGUUCACGUUUCUAUUGAGGGGAGAUUAGUUUGUCUAUCCAUUUGUGUUAGCUGCAGCUUUUUAUGUUACACACACACACAGGGUAAGCUACACGAUGUUGAUACACUAUGUCAAAGGGUUCCACGGGAAAAAUUAAUUGGGAACCCCUGCACUAGAGAAAUCAACCUACCACAGUAUUUGUUGUACAAAACCUCAUAUAUUUUCUUUUUUUCCUUUCAGAUUCUUUUUUUACGUGUUGGUUUUCUUUUUGGGGUGGGGGUGUGGGGGUUUCAAACAAUAAAACAAUAAUUGAUUCCUGCAUGUAUAUUUCAGUCAUUUUUUAUAUUUACAUUUCUUUCUGCAAAUUCAGACAUGUAAAUUUUAUCUUAAAUACAAACAUUUUUAUGCUCGUGGAGUCUAGUUUACUAGGAGAAUAUUGAUAAACUGAUGCUUUGUUUGCAUCUUUAUUUUACAUAGCAGUCUCAUGUGCCUAAUUAGCAAAACACAAACAUAUUUACUUUAAAUGUCUUGUUACCUUUACUACUGAAUUAUAUUCCCCUUCUGCAUAUUGAAAUCUAAGAGUAAGCAUUAAUUAGUUUAUAAAAGCACCCAAUUUGCUUUAUUUAUUUGUUAUUAUUGUUUUAAUGAACAGCUAUUAUGUGUGUGUUACUUUUAGAGCACAAUUUUUUUUUAUUUUUUAUUUUUUGUCAUAAACUGUCAUUAUUUUAAGAGUAAUAUUCAGUAAAAUGUAUGUGUGCAUUAGAGCUGCAAUAACUAACUACCGGUAAUUGAUUUAAAGAACUUUUUGUCAAUGAUUCUCAUUAUAGAUUAGUUGGUCUGAUUUACACAUGCAUAGUUAUUGAGGGAGAGAGCGCAAAAGCGCAUGCUCACACUCUUGCAGGUAGACACUCGCUGCUCGAUUUCAGCUCACCCUACUCUCCAUGCUACAUUGUCGUGUUUGCCAGUCUCCUCAACCACCUCUGCUCAGUCCUUGCUGGCCUGUUUGCUAAGCAGCACCUCACCAGAAACACAGGACUCCUACAACAUUUCGACUUGAACAAAGUUUUGACCUUUGGGGACAUGGAGAGAUGGCACUAAGGCUCGCCUUUGGGCUGUGCAAGGCAUGUGGCCUGUCAGCACAUUCUAAUGUGAGGGGAGGGUACUCCUGGGAGCUAUCAAUGUAUAGUGCAUAAGGCAAGCAAGAUGGUGUAUGGGAAUAACUUUAAAUUGGUAAUUAUUGUUUUCUUUUUUAAUAUAGUUCAUAGUGGGAGUGUUUGGUUUUUUUUUUUUGGUUGGUUUUUUUUACCAGUAAGUUAAAAAUGUAAAAGAAAUCAUCUGAUUGUGUGUAUGUAUGUGUGAUAUAGAUACAUAUUGUUUUCGAUAAAUACUAAUUGUAAUCUUACUUUUUUGAGUCUACAAUGACAUCCAAGAAAUUACAUUUUGUGCAAAGAAUGUGUUAAAUGCAUUAUAUUGUAUCAUAUUUGUUAAACUUAUGUAUUACAGGUUGGAAGAGUGUAGAAAGUGUUCCAAAGCUGGUCUCUGAAUACAUGUCCAAAAAAAUUAAAGUUGAUGAGUUUGUUACUCACACUUUAUCCUUCAGUUCCAUUAAUGAAGCCUUUGAGCUGAUGCACGCAGGGAAGAGGUAAGUCAUUUAUUUAAAUACCAAAAAUUCACACUGUAUUCUUUACCAAUAGUUUCUUUAGUAGACAUUUGACUGUGUGUAAUUUAGUCUUACAACGUUAAAUGAUGUUUGCAAGAACUACUUUAUCAAAAUUUAGUUUUUUCCAGUAGAAAAAAGUUGUUUUUUUAAAGCAGAGAAAUAGGGUUAUUUGUGAAAGUGUGAAUUAUCAGCUGUAAUAAGCGGUUUUCAGUUAUGCUAUUUUGGCCUAAAUUUGAAAUUCACUUUGUAUUCCUGGCCAUUCACACUUUAAUAAAUGACAAUGUGACAUUCUUACUUGAAAUAUUUGGCAUGUAAAUGCAUGCAAAAAUUACAUACCGAUCCUAACAUAAAAUGUUAAUGGCCUCCACAGUGUGUUCUUUUUGCUGUGUCUAGCUGGAAGUACCAAAUAAACUGUCUAAUUGAAUAAUAACACAUAUACAUCCCAACAUGCACUUUCCAUUCUUAAUUAGAUGGGUACUAGAGUCCUAAUCGUGGAUAAAAACAGGGAAUCUAACAGGGAUAGAAUGAUUCUUCAGAGGUAUCUUGUCUAAAUGCUGAAAUGCGCAUCAAACCGUUCUUUUGUUAGAUUUCACCUGAUUAAUGUGAUGUAAAGACCCUAGAGAUGAGUCGCUAGUGUGGUUCAAAUUAGAAUCAUGAUUUAGCAGGCAUGAGGAUUUCUUUUUUUAACUGCUGACCUAUUGUGUGACAGGCUCGGGGGAUCACAAGUUUAAGGAGGGCAGUCAGCGUAUCAUCAGGCAUAUAUGAGCCUGUUUAAAAAUCUGUUGUAAUUGGAAUUAGUACUUACGGUCAUUUACUACUGUCUGUCUCUAACUUCUUGCUACUAUUUCCCGAUUACGUUUAGUCAAUACGUUUAGUCAGUAUAGCUCUGAGAAGUAUUUCCAUCUAUUAAAGGUUGGAGAGUACAGAUUGAGAUGUAGAUGUGCUGUCAAUUAGUUAGACCAUGGGUAGUCAACCUGGUCCCUAAUGCCCACUAGUGGGCGUUUUGGGAUUACAGGUGAACAGUGGUGGGUUCUGCAGAAAGGCCGGCAGGGGAGAUCAUCUCCCAUGCAGAGCUAGCCUUGCUGUAAGCCCUUUCGGGCUCAAAGAUCUCCCUCACCGGCCCACUGAAACUUAGUUCCAGCAGAGGGAGGGAAGGUGCUCUUUGUCCCCACCCCCACCCCCCGGUAAAAGGUAAGAAAAACCCAGGGUGAGACAUUAAAUGGACACUAUAGUCACCAGAACAACUACAGCUUCUUGAAUUUGUUCUGGUGAGUAGAAUCAUUACCUUCAGGCCUUUUGCUGUAAACACUGUCUUUUCAGAGAAAAUGCAGUGUUUACAUUACAGCCUAGUGAUAACUCAGAUGGCUGUUCUAGAUCCUUCCUGGGUCAUGGCUGCCUAAAAUGCAUCCAAACAUUCAGUGUCUCCUUCAUCUGCAUGCAGACACUGAACUUUCCUCCUAGAGAUUCAUUGAUUCAAUUCAUCUCUAUGAGUAGAUGCUGAUUGGCCAGAGCUGCGUUUGAAUCAUGCUGGCUCUGCCCCUGAUCUGCCUCCUUGUCAGUCUCAGCCAAUCCUAUGGAGAAGCACUGUGAUUGGAUCAGGCUACCACUUCUGAUGAUGUCAGCAGACUGCUUGUUUUUCUGAGGCAGACAGGGCAGAGCCAGCAGCUUCAGGCUUGAAUACAGAAAGAUUUUUACUAUAUUUAUGGAGGCAUUUGGGGCCCAAGGGGGCUAGAUGGUGGUUUUAACACUAUAGGGUCAGGAAUACAUGUUUGUGUUCCUGACCCUAUAGUGAUCAUUUAAGAUUUUCACAACUCACCCACCUACACACAGCAUAGACCUCAUGAACACCUCACAUAUACACACUAGUCCACACAGAACCCAUCACACACACACACACACACACGCUAAGCUCUCCUGUCUAAAAAUAAAAACAUUGCACUUGCGCUAUAAAAUGAGUUAAGUUGGCACUGGUGGGCGGUAAGGAAACUUUACCAUUAACAAAGAUUCAAAAGUGGGCAGUAGGUAUUAAAAGGUUGACUACCCAUGAGUUAGAUUGUUUAUUUGGUACUGCCAGCUACUUAACUGACACUAUUGGUCGGUUUAACAAUUUAUUUCUGUGUCCUUUGAUCUAUUUGAUUAUCAAUCCAAUCUAAGACUAUAGUUCAUUUGUGUGGCUGUUGCUUUCUCUAUCAUACAAAUAGAUACAUUUGUUCUACUGAACUCACCAUGCAAGUAUAUACAUUUUGAUAUACUGAGCUUAAAUUGUUACUUAGACCAUGUACCUGGUGCUGGCUUUCGCCAGGUUUUUAUGAUUUAUUAUGUGUGCAUUCAACAGUAUGCUAUUGGUAUAUGGUGCUUAGUUUAACCAUACGAUUUUAGAGAGCAUAAUUUAAUUAGCUAUAAUAGGAUAUUUUUCUAUGGCUUGACCAAUUUGAUAGCCAUACUUUUGCAAUACAAAACCAUGCACAUAAAUAUUUUUCUUAUUUUUCUGCAGCAUUCGAAGCGUUUUGAACUAUUAA
Messenger RNA from Pelobates cultripes (western spadefoot toad), 71773 nucleotides. The record is from the annotation of a GenBank genome assembly. NCBI's taxonomy places the organism in Eukaryota, Metazoa, Chordata, Amphibia, Anura, Pelobatidae.